CAGGAAGUUGACUGGGAGGCCAGCGCUCGUGGGGCCAUGUGAUCGCUGCGCACCGAUUAGGUGGUUGGAUCUGGUGAGCCCUGGGCGAGGGGAGAGGAGGAUGGGAACCCAGCACUGGAAGCAUGUGACAGCCACAUAGUUUUGCACCACCUUCUAGGACAGGAUUUCCACCGAGAAAGAGACCAGAGAGAGGGCUGAGCAGCACCCAGGAAGCAGCAGCAACAGCAGCAACAGCAGCAGCGAGCAUUGCAAGGUAACCGCAGCUGCCCAAAGGGCGAUCCCCAGGGGGAGAAGCGCACUUGCAACCUGCUGCUUGCCUGGGCAGGCUCCAGGGGGCUUGUUUGCCAGGGGCAAAGGCAGUGAGCGGCAGCCGAGCCAGGACCUGGCGGGCGUUUGCAGGGCUGGCACCUGCCGGCCUGGCUGCCAGGUCGGGGGCAGAGGAAGGACCGGGAGCGAGGGGCAGGAGGAAAGGGCUGUGCAUUAGGAGAAGGGCUGAGCUGGAAAGGACGGGGGCAUCUCCGCGCGCCUCUCUGCCCGCGCGCCAGGGAUACGCGAACUGGCAGCAAUAGUUCUGUCACAGUGAAACCAACCUAGAGGAGGGAUGGGAGAGUCUGCUGCUGUCCUGUGACACUGAAUGCUCUCUGGCGCGCAAAGAGCUUGUGACUUCCUGCUCAUGGGGACGCCUCUUCGCCAGAGGCGCCCCGAGGCCGGUUGAAGGUUAAUUUGGGAAGCAAGAAGCGCCAUGGCUGCACAUGGCUGCAGAUGACUCCACAUGCGCCCUUUCUGGCAAGGCUGCCGACUGGGGUAAAAAGAGCAACUUCCUUGACUUCUUCUUUCCUUCCGGAGAUUUAAAUGUGGGUUCAUUUUUACUGUUGACACAUUUCUGGAAAGACACAUUUCUAAUUUCUUACUGAUUUGUUAAAUGUAAACUGUUGAAAUAAAGCCAAUGCAAAUCUAUAAAAGGGUUCCCCUCCAUGGAAACUCCCCUUUCAAUAACACUUUAUUGAAAUAUUUAUGAAAGUGCUUGAAAUAGUUUUGUCCAACAGCGGAUCUAUCUCGUUUUUGAUCAGGAGUCAGGUUUCAGCUCCAUGGAAGUUGCAGCAGUAUUUGGACAACUCCUUCUGUUUAUGGAAAGCUAUAGGAGGCCAGUCUAACAAAUAGACCCAAAGCCCCAGAAGUUGUUAAUGGCAAACAACUCGAAUAUGCAGAUCGCUCUCAACUCCAGCCAAGGGGCUGCAGAUUGUUUUCCAGACCUGCAGAUCAGAUGAUGCCCAGAACUCAGUGUCUGGAAACUGGUAUGUGGCCAGCUGACUGCAGUUGGGGCUGAUUUGCAUAUUUGUUACUUGUUCUCAAUAAAUCUAGUCAUUUGUCAUUAAUAAUAAUAAUAAUAUUUACCUUUUUACCUUUAAUCACCACCACCAUCAUCUGUGGCUAUGGCCUUUUGUUAGAUUGAUUAUCUUUAGCAUUUAUUUUAGAUUUCAAAUCAUAUUAACUAGAAGGCCAAGCUUAAGACACGGUGAACGUUUAUGCAGAAUUUACCACCUGCAAUUACAAUCAUAUUCAGUGGUAACUGAGGGUACUCUGAAAUUGUGUAAAGAACUGUAAUAUGCCAUGGCUAGAAUGAUGGGACUGGGUGUCAGAAAUCCAGGAUCAUAGAACUACUUUGCUAGAAAGUUCAUUGAUAUGAAUUGGGGAACUUGACCUGAUGUACCUAUCAGGUUGUUGAGGUGCUAAAGCACUGCUUUGAACUCCUCAGAAGUGUGGCAUUACAGUGGUACCUCAGGUUACUGACGCUUCAGGUUACAUACGCUUCAGGUUACAGACUCUGCUAACCCAGAAAUAGUACCUUGGGUGAAGAACUUUGCUUCAGGAUAAGAACAGAAAUCAUGUGGCGUCAACAGGAGGCCCCAUUAGCUAAAGUGGUGCUUCAGGUUAAGAACAGUUUCAGGUUAAGAACGGACCUCCAGAACAAAUUAAGUUCUUAACCCGGGGUACCACUGUAAAUGAAAAUUGCAUCUCACGUCUGUGGGGAUUGUAGUUUGCUAGGAUUCCACAACCCCAUUAGAAAAAGUGUCCUUCGCUGUCUGUUGCUGAUGCUCAAAAAUAUCCAACAAGUCCAAACUACUGUUGUUUAUCUCCUCCUUGUCAUCCCCCCACCCUUUUGGGUGUGACUUCAGGAUAGCAGCAAAAAGUGGGAGGUGGGUUGCAAUUUAUCACAACUUCUGUGUGCCUAAUGCACCAUUUUAAUUCUCCCCUCUGCAGGGGGGUUAGACAAGGAGCCAGCAUAAUCAACAUCACUGUGCAGGUGGACGGAGUCAUAUUUGACAGAAGCACGUCUGGCCUCUUUCAAAAUAACUCCGCAGACCCACCCUCUAGUAGCUGGUCUACAGUCAGCACCCAUAUCUUUAGGAAGAGGUUUUUGGACUGUAGUUAUGGUUUAGCCCGGGGGUGGGUGAGUGUGGAGCUAGUCUGUUAACCUCCAGAGGUUGUUUGACUCCCAACUCCCACCGGUCCUGGCCAGCACAGCAUGCUGGGAGUUGGACUCCCAACAAUUUCUGGACUCUGUCCCUGGUUUCCUCAUGUCCGAUCCUAGCAACAUUCAAGUAUUCUGGAAUUUCAACAGAAUUUCCCACUAAGUCUUAUUUUUGUUCUUUAAGGAGGCAUGGCAUAAAAAGGAUGAGAUCCCCUUUGGAUGAUCACUGUUCUGUUGGAGGGAUUUGGUCUCACACCACCAUGUUUAGGUUUGCCCAGUUAGCGUGGAUUUAAAGCACUGUUGGGCAACAAACUAACUUUUAAAAAAAUCAUUAUUUUUAUUAUAAGGAAAGUGAUGUUCUAGAUGGUGAGGGAUUAUGGUUAAUGGAAAGUGGUAUAAUCUCCACACAAGCAAUAAACAGAUUGCCUGGAAAUGGCCUAAGAGUGACAAAUCAGGAGGUUUCUGUUCAGAUAUCAGCUCCGCCACCCCAGGGCCUUCCUAACAUGGGGGUGAUACGGAGCUACCUUACAAGAUUGGUGUAAGAAUGAAGUACUUUGAAUGCUCUAAACCACUGUAUAAAAGUGAAGUAGUAUUAUUCACUAUCUUCCAUGCUUAAGCAAGUAACAAAAUGAUUGACUUGACCAGGUUUCCAAAUAUGGGGUGCAUUAACUUGUGGAGCUUAUAGUGGUAGAGAGAAAUUGCAACUGCCUGCUUUCCUUCUGGUGACCUCCAACCUUUCUCAUUAUUUUGCUUCCAAUACCUUGAGCUGCUGAGAGUGGCAUGAUUAUUAAUUUGAAUCACAGGAGAGAGAGAGCUUAGAUUGAUGGGUCGCAUUGGCAGCAGUGAUCUGGAGUCUCCAGUCUCCUCUAGGUUGACCUUGUUCCACCUUUGCAGUUCUGUUGCAGGAGGCCUUUCUGGCAGGGCCAGGUGACUUGGGUGUGCUGGGAAUGCCUUGCACACUGCCCUUCCACCUGUAGGCCGCUUGAGUGUCCCCACUCUGACCCUCGCUGGGCUCGUUCCUCUGUGUUAAUAGUGGGACGGGGGACUUAAAGCAGAACCAUCUUCUCCCAUCAGCGCAUCACCCAGAAGGAGAAAAGACACAUUUUCUGAAGCCACUUUUGAGACCCUUCUCUCUCCACCUCCCUUCCCUUUUAAAGUUCAUCACUUUAUAUCAUGUUUCAGGAUCCACUUGUCCCUUGCAGUUUCUUUUGACUAGGAUAAUUGUUCUUUAGAAUUGUGUUAAGUCAGUAAGCAACAAGGCAUAAAUAUUAGGCCAAGUCUGCAGAAUGUAGGAAGCAAUACUUUCUCUUAUGUGUGGCUCUGAGAUCACCAAGGGUGGGGUGGGGCGGUUAACCAUGGGGUGUUCACUCUAUUUUGCCUUUGUCAGACCCUGCCUGGAGUCCUGUGUCCAGCUCUGGGCACCACAAUUGAAGGAGGAUAUUGACAAGCUGGAAAGUUUUCAGAGAAAGGAGGCAAUACCAGGAGAAUCCAUCCUGGAUUAUUUAAACUGAAAGGCUAAAACUAGUCUAUCUAAGCUUCUCUUUAAGUUGCAAAGGGAUGGCACUCUGCUCACGUGAGGAAGGAAGGAUAAUAGCUAAUAAAUAUAUCCUCUCCUAGCAUCUAAUUCACAUCCCAACAUAGGUUAUGGGCCAAGAUUAGAUUAUUUUUGAAGUAUUUUGGUGAAUGCAGCUGAAUUCUCUUAAGAAAGAAGAGAGGUCCGAAGCAGAACUCUUUCUUUUGUUUCUUGGUGAGCAUAUGGUGACUCCAUUGUUUCCACUGUGAAGAGAGAUUAGUCCCCACUUCCCUCACAGAGCAGUACCAAGGUAGUGAAGAUUUUUGGUCUUAAAUUUUCCUUUGGAGACUUUGUUCUGGUUUUGGAUUUAGCACAUUUUUCUCCAACUUUUGAGUUUUGGACAUUUCCUCCGUUUUUGAGAUGGCUAGUGAGGUUUACUUCAGUGAUGCAAGCCUCAAGAUGCCCAGAUUACCAUCAAAAUUAGAAACAGAACUAUUAGAACCCAAAACUAAGAUUUUGUCAAAGAUGUAUAACUUGCUGUUGAAAUGGAAUACUCAGGAUGAAACGGUGAAAUCUGCUAUGAUUAAAUGGGCACAAGAUGUUGGACAUAACAUAAUGAUGGCUGACUGGGAACAGUUAUGGACCACAGGUAUGAAGUUUACGGCAUGCAAUGCCUUAAGAGAGAAUAUUAUGAAAAUGAUAUACAGGUGGUACAUAACCCCAGUCAAGCUUGCAAAAAUCUACCAUUUGCCCGAUAACAAAUGUUGGAAAUGCAAAGAAACUGAAGGUACAUUCUUUCACCUUUGGUGGACGUGCCCAAGGAUUAAGGUUUUCUGGGAGAUGAUUUAUAAUGAAUUAAAAAAGGUAUUUAAAUAUACCUUCUUGAAGAAACCAGAGGCCUUUCUCCUGGGCAUAGUCGGCCAAUCGGUGUUAAAGAAGGACAGAACUUUCUUUAUGUAUGCUACAACAGCAGCAAGAAUACUUAUUGCAAAGUAUUGGAAGACACAAGACCUACCCACACUGGAAGAAUGGCAGAUGAAAAUGAUGGACUACAUGGAAUUGGCGGAAAUGACUGGCAGAAUCCGAGACCAGGGAGAAGAGUCGGUGGAAGAAGAUUGGAAGAAAUUUAAAGACUAUUUACAGAAAUAUUGCAAAAUUAAUGAAUGUUAGAAUGAUGUUGGAUUGAAGUUAAGUGGUUUCUAGCUGUAAUGGUAUAAAAGAAUAUGGAAAAAUUGGAUUUUUAAUAGGUAAAAAUUUAAUGCUAUAAUAUAUUAAGAUUAAAGAUCAGGAUAAAAUAAGGAGGGAAAGGAAUUGCUGAACUAAUAAAUUGAACUGGAAUACAAAAAAGGGAGGCAUGAGGAGCUCCGGGAAACAAGUAAAUGAAAGAUAAGUGACAAAAAGAUGGAAUUGUUUUUAAUUGUGGUUUUUUUUGCAUUUUUUCUUUUUUCAUGUAAUAUUGUGAAAACUUUAAUAAAUAUUUAUUAAAAAAAAACAAAAAACAGAUUACCAUCCUUACUCAAUGGGGAAAGUAUCUGUUGUUAAUAGCAAAGAAAUACUAGGUGGCAUUAAAAGUAAAAGGCCUAAAGGCAAUAACAAAGAAUCUAGAGCUCCAAUCAAUGUAUGAGAACGGCAGAAUAAGCAAGCAAGAGCCACAACUUUAAGCAGCAUUUCAGAUGCCCAGGUUGUGCAUAUUAAGGAGACUGAUACUGCAGCCCAGAUAAUUGAGGCUCUGGAACUUUCAUAUGGAUUUGCAAGCAAAAGUUUCCAUAGAAAAAGGGAUGCGAGAUUUGCUGAGGCUCAGGUUGAAUUCUAAGGCAUAUUGUCCCAAAUAUGUGACUGAGAUCUUAACACUUCUUGAGAAACUAGAACUGUCAGAGUACCCAAUGCAGGAAGAGCAAAAUAUCUGCAAUUUCCUAGGGUCACUAGAACCCAAAUUUGGGACUUUUGCAACUCUAAUGGAUGGGAAAGAGGACUUGACUUGACUUUCGAAAGAUUAAUUGCCUGUUUAAGAGAGGAAUGUGUACAAAGGAGAGAAGAGUCUCCAGUCAGGAGUGCAAAAGCCAAUGGUUCUAGUUAUGUGUCUAAGUGUCAAAUGAAGGGCAAAGCCAUAUCUAUGAAAGUUGUGUGCUUUAAUUGUAAUAAAGAAGUACACAUAGCAAAAGCAGGGCAAGCAAGGUUCUGGAAACCAAGCCUUAUGAGGAACAGUUGAGGGAGUUUGGUUUGUUUAGCCUGGGAAGGAGGAGACAGAGAGGAGGUAUAAGAGCCACUUUUAAAGUGUCUCAAGGGCCAUGUAAGUCCUAACCGGAUUAAUUAUUAUGCUUGCUGAAGCAGGAGGCUCAUAUUUAACCCCUUUAACUCCUAAUGCUCGAAACCUGGAGGUAAUGUUAGUUUGUGGGUGGGGAAAACAAUCAUCCAAAAGUGGAUGUAGAUCAUUUUAUACAUGUAAUUUCAGAUGCACAUUUAUGUUUGUUCAAUUGAAUUGAAUUGAAUCAAAAUCUUUUGACAUUUCCAUUUGUGGCGCUUGUUUCACAGCACACUGAAAUUAUCGGCCAUAAGCAGAUGGAUGAAGGGAUGGAGCACUGAAGGCUCCUCAGCCAUUAGAUCCAUCCCUUUCACCUGUGGCCACAUGAGAACAGACUGAUAGGUAUCUACCAUAUAUGUGGUGCUUUCCAGAACAGACACUGCAUCUGUCUGCUAUACUAAAAAAACAACAACCCCAAGUCUUAAAAUCCAUCAUAUUCAGCAAGACUUACUUCUGAGUAGACCUACAUAGAUUUGAGCAUUCUAACUAGAGUUGAAGCCAUGGUGAAAAUUGAGGCAGAACAUUCUUUAUUCUGGACGAGUUAAUCCAGAACACUCUCAGCUCUGACUCUGCCAGCUGGCAGCAGCCUCCUGAGGGAAUGAGUCUCUCCCUUGACUCGAGGGGAAUGGACAGCCAAAAGCAACGUCAGCCCAACAGACACGUGUGUUCGCCUCAUAUUCAUACCAUGCCUCCAGAGAAGUGCCAGGCGGCUCCUGCUCCUGCCUGGAAGCUUCUUAGCUUCUCCCUAUCAUUGUUGAUACUGAAGAGCACCCCAAAGAUCAGGGGGCCCCAGAGCACCAUCUGUUGUGUCACAAGAAGCUGCCGGAGCUUUUCUGGAGACAAGCCGUUGAACACAGACAAACAUUGCCAAUAUCUGUGACUGUAUGGCUAAGUGCUUCGCAAGGCUCUUCCCGCAUCACAAAGCACAGAAAUGUCAAUGGGAAGCAAAACAGAGGAGGCAAAUCAUGCUAUUUUGAUAUGAAUUCACAUUGCAAGCAUUCUUCACACAUAGGUGGCAUGCAUGAGAGAAGGGCCGCAGAUCAGAAGUAGAGCACCUGCCUUGCAUGCAGAAGGUCCCAGGUUCAAUCCCCGGCAGGGGAGAGCCACUGCCAGUCAGUGUAGACAGUACUAAGCUAGGUAGAACAAAGGUCUGACUCAGUUCUAUGUUCCUAUAGGUGGUGUAGUGGCAUUGUAAUAUCUAUGGCAGAGAUCUGUAAUGUCAUCCUUAAGAAGACUUCCCUUGGACUCAGAGGGGUUAAACCCAGUGGCAAAUAUCCCCUUUCUGGGCAAGGUGCUUGAGAAGGUGGUGGUACCCCAGCUUCAGGCAUGUCUGAGGAAAACUGAUUAUUUGGAUCCACUCUGUUCCAGUCUGGUUUCAGGCCUGGUCACACCACUGAAAUUGCCUUGGUCACCCUGACUGAGGACAUUUGUCAGGAGAAAGUUAAGGGGAGUCCAGCCCUGCUCAUUCUCCUAGAUCUCUCUGCAGCUUUUGGAACUGUGGGCAACUGGAGGAUACUUCAGUGGUGCCUCAGGAAGGUGUGGAUGGGGGGACACUGUCCUAAAGGGCUCCUAGGAGGCUCCUGGGAAUUAUCCUGGGGUGUCCCACAAGGCUCCAUCUUGGCCUCCAUGCUAUGCAACAUCCAAAGGAAGCCUCUGGGAGCUGUCAUUAGGAGAUUUGGAGUGAAGUGGUGCUAAAAUGCUGGUGACAACCAGUUCCGUCUCUCUGUUCAGACUGAAUCAGGAGAGGCAACUGAGGUUUUAGACCACUGCUUGGAGAAGCUGGAUGUGGGCCAGUAAACUGAGGCUGAAUCCUGGAGAGACAGAGGUAUCCCAGCUCCUCAUGUCUGUGAGGUGUGGAGGCGGCCUAUCCUGAAUAGGUUAGCACUCUCCUGGAAGGAGGCUCAGGUAGCCUUGAUGGCUUGGAGCUCCAGCUGGUUCACUAGUUAUAGCCCCUUUUCGACAGAGAUUACUUGGCCACUGUACUCCCUGCUCUGGUAACUCCCAGAUGGGAUUAUUAGAAGGUGCUCUACGUGGUGUUGCUCUUGAAGAUGACUUGGAAACUUUGGUUCAUCGUAAAUGCAUUGAGCAGACCAAACUGGGGUGGGAUAAGGAGAGAGGGAAAGUUCACUAUGGGUAGCGUUCUUGGAUAUUUAUACAGUAAACUGAAUAUAAGGUGACUGAGCAGCCACCACCUCUCUUACAGGGUGACUUAACAGGGUGUAUGUUGCACAGCCUCUCUUUAAGCAGAAAGCACAGGGGUAUGCAAUAUACAGGCCUUCCCUUUGCUUAACAACCAUCAUAACAGUAGUCAUUUUGCUAGGUUAACAUAAAUAUAAUCUGAUCUUGAUUGCAUUACUUCUGCAAAUAAGUUGUGUGCUGGCUUGUUCACUGGGAAAAAAAUGGCAGAAAAUCAGCUGACAGUCAUGCUGAAUUCAUUUUCCCUCUCACAAAAGGGAACAGUCUUAUACUUACUUGGGUGUUGGCUGAGUGAUCCAGUUGUGCGGCUCUGUAAGAUCCACUAAUGGACUCUAAAUCUUAUAACCAGGUCAUCUUGUCUUUGUAAAAAUAUACAGUGUCCAUGUUUAAAUACUUCAGAUGCCCAGUGUUGUGUGAUAAAUGCAUGACUUGCACAAAUAACAUUCACUGGCAAGUAAAGCAAUAGACCGCUUACCAGUAUCAAUUGGGAGCAGGGAUUGCAGCCGAGUGGGGCCACCAAAGGUCUGGGAGGCUUUUGGCCUCCUGCAUCGCCAAUGGAUGACGUCAGCUCCUCCAUCAGCCGUUAGGGUGCUUGUGUCCCCCCACAAAUUUUGAGUUUAAACUGCUUAUCAGGGCAAAGCAAGCCAGUCAGGUCAGUCAGGUCUACCAACUGACCAUAAACACAGGCUGUGCUGGUACUCUGUGGAUCAUCUAGUCCAACCCUCUACACUACAGGAAUUUCAACCAAAGCAUCCAUAGCAGAUGGCCAUCCACCUUCUGCAUCAAAACCUCCAGUGAAGAAGAAUCCACCACCUCCCAGUCUCUUCCACUGCCAAACAGCCCUUACUGUGAGAUGUUUAGUCAGAAUCUGCUUUCUUGUAACUUGAAACCAUUGGUUAAGGUCCUUCUUUCCAGAGCAGGAGAAAACAAGCUUGCUCCACCUUCCAUGUGACAGCCCUUCAGGUAUUUGAAGAUGGCUAUCAUACCUCCUCUCAAUCUUCUCUUUUCCAGGCUAAACAUACUCAGCUCCUUCAAGCUUUCCUCAUAAUGCUUGGUUUCCAGACCCUUAAUCAUCUUGAUUGCCCUCCUUUGCACAUGUUACAACUUGUCAACAGCCUUCUUAAAUUGGGGGUGCUCAGAAUUGAACACACUCUUCCAGGUGUGCUCUGACCAAGGCAGAAUAGAUCAGUACUAUGACUUCCCUUGAUCAGGACACUCAAUUUCUGUUGAUGCAGCCUAGAAUAGCAUUCACUCCCCCCCCCUUUUUUUUUUGCUGCUGCUGCAUCAUCAAACUGUUGACUCAUGUCAAGGUUGUGAUCCAACAAGACUCCUAGAUUCUUUCCACAUGUUCUGCUAGUAAGCCAGAUGUCCCCCAUCUUAUGUUUGUGAAGCUGGUUCUUCCUGCCUUAAGUGCAGAACCUAACAUUUGUCCCUAUUGAAUUUCAUUUUGUAAGCUUGGACCCAGGUAUCCAGUCAGCUAAGGCCAUCUUGAUCCUGAUUCUGUCUUCUACGGCAUUAGCUACCCCUCCCAGUUUGGUGUCAUCUGCAAAUUGGAGAUCAGCAUCCCCUCAAUUCCUUCACCCAAGACAUUUAUAAAGACGCUGAACAAUGGUCCCAAGACAGAACCCUGUGGUAGUAUCCUGUGGCACCCCACUUGUCACUUUUUUCCAGGACAAUGAGGAACCAUUAAUGAGUACUCUUUGGGUGUGGUCAGUUAACCAGCUGCAAAUCCACCUAACAGUUACCUCAUUCAACCCACAUUUUACCAAUUUCCUCGCAAGAAUAUCAUGGGGGACUUUGUCAAAAGCCUGACUGAAAUCAAGAUACACUAGGUCCACAGCAUUCCCCUGAUCCACCAAGCUUGUGACUCCAUAAAAAAAAAAGACAUGAGAUUUGUCUCACAUGACUUGUUUUUGAGAAACCCAUGCUGGGUCUCACCGCAUCCUUUUCUAAGUGCUCACAGAACAGUUAAAUUAUCUGUUCUGGGCCUUUCCUGGUAUUGAUGUCAAGCUGACUGAUCAGUAGUUGGCUGGGUCUUUCUUUCCUCCGAUGGAGACAUUUGCCUGCCUCCAGUCUGCAGGGACGUGUCACCUGUUCUCCAAGAUUUUUCAAAGGUAAUAGGCUCUGAAAUUACCAAAUUUUUCCAUCUAUAAGACACCCCCAUGUAUAAGACGCUUCCUAUUUUGGGAGACUCAGAUUUAAGACAAUGGGGGGAGAUGGCCCAGAGUAUAAAACACCCCCAAAUUUUUGACAUUAUUUUUUAGGGAAAAACCUAGUCUUAUACACGGAAAAAUACGGUACAUCUGCAAGUUCCAGUAGGACCCUUGGAUGCAGCUCAUCUGGCCCUGGUGAUUUGAAUUCAUUUAAAGUAGCUAGGUGUUCCCUUACUACCUCUUUUCCAGUCUUAGGCUGCAGCUCCCUCCUUACAUCAUUUAUUCUGUUAUCACCAGGUUGGGCAUCACUUUCCUUUUGGGUGAAGACAGAAGCAAAGUAGGUGUUGAGCAAUUCCGCCUUCUGUCUGUCAACCAGUAGCAUUUCUCCAUCUUCUCCACACAGAGUACCUACCAUCUACUUGUUCUUCCUCUUGCUUGGAACAUGGUGGAAGAAACCUUUAUUACAGUGGUACCUUGGGUUACAUACGCUUCAGGUUACAUACGCUUCAGGUUACAGACUCCGCUAACCCAGAAAUAGUACCUCAGGUUAAGAACUUUGCUUCAGGAUGAGAACAGAAAUCACAUGGUGGCGGCGCAGCGGCAGUGGGAGGCCCCAUUAGCUAAAGUGGUGCUUCAGGUUAAGAACAGUUUCAGGUUAAGAACAAACCUCCAGAACAAAUUAAGUUCUUAACCCGAGGUACCACUGUAUUAUUAUUAUUAACCUCUUGUGCAAGCCUGAGCUCAUUCUGGGCUUUAGCCAGCCUGACUUUCCUGCUGCAACUGUUGGUGUAUACUCCUUCUUUGUGAUUUCCCCCUUCUUCCACUUUUUAUAACUCUGCUGACUUGGAAGCCCCUUAUGCAGCCACACCGGUUUCUCUACAUUUUUCUUUCUUGUUGGAAUUGUCUGCAUUUGACUUGGGUCACUUUAUCUGCUUUCCCAGUUUAAAUGGGCCUUUUCUCUGGUUUGUUAUCUAGAUGCAGUUAUAAAUUUAAUUCAGACUCAUAAUGAAGCAAUCUUCUAUUUCCGUAAACUGAAAUGACCUGACAUGUAUGGUCAGAUAAAGGCCCUGUUGUUCAUUUUGCCCUUGGAAAUGAUAGCAGCUCAUAAGGAGUGCCUCUGCCUGAAUCCGUGCUAAGCAAAGUUGGCCUGCGUGUGUGAGAUCAGCAGACUUUCUUGGCAGACCUUUCUGUCUCUUCACUGGCAUCCUCCACAAGUUCAGUUUACCGGAUAACUUCCUGGAGAAGAAGCAGCUGAACUAGUUUUUUUCCUUCUGGAAAGAAAUCUACCCAAUGUUAAGUCUGUCCUGUGUAUUAUUGCCAGUUCCUUCAACUCUGUGGCUCUGUAGAAAGCCCUUCACACUACAGUGUCAUUAGCCUUAUCCAGUGUGCGUUGCUUGUUUGACAACUGUGCAAAGGUAGGGGAUUGCUGGCUGCCUGACGUGCAUUUCAGGGCGACGGGAAUGCAGUUCUCCCUUCAUUUCUCAUGAUGGCUGCAAACUGUCUUUUGACAAAGUCCACCAUGAACUUCUUGCAGAGAAGCUGGUAAAAUGUGGGUUGGAUGAGGUAACUGUUAGGUGGAUUUGUAGCUGGUUGACUGACCAAACCCAAAGAGUAGUCAUUAAUGGUUCCUCGUCAUCCUGGUGAAAAGUGACAAGUAGGGUGCUGCAGGGCUCUGUCCUGGGCCUGUUGUUGUUCAAAGUCUUUAUAAAUGUCUUGGAUGAAGGAAUUGAGGGGAUGCUCAUCUCCAAUUUUCAGAUGACACCAAACUGGGAGGGGUAGCUAAUGCUGCAGAAGACAGAAUCAGAAUUCAGGCCUUGGUGGAUCACAACCUUAACAUGAGUCAACUGCAGCAGCAAAAAAAGUGAAUGUUAUUUUAGGCUGCAUCAAGAGAAGUCUACUGUCCAGAUCAAGGGAAGUCAUAGUCCCACUCUAUUCUGUCUUGAUCAGACCACACCUGGAGUCCUGUGUCCAGUUGUGGGCGCCACAAUUUAAGAAGAUGGUGGUGGUAGCCUCAUUUAAUUUAUUUGCGUGUUCAGACCCAGAGACCUCCCCCUUAAAUAAAGACACAUUUGACUCAAAUUUUAGUUUUGGUUUUUGGCAGAAUUUAGGCCACAACUUUAUUGAUUACAGAAAACUGAGUGGUUGCAUAGGCUCUGGUUCGACUACCUCCCUACACCCUUGCAGGUAGCACUGACCCAGAGCUCUAUCAUAGGUAAGCCAAGAGUGAACACCUGGAUAGGCGGAAAGCCUGGAAACAGACUCUGUUCACUCCCCUGGACUCAGGCACAGGCACAACUGCCUUUUGGGGUUGACCAAACCAAGUUGAGUCCCUGGAUUCCUUUAACGGAAUACCCUUCACAUAGGGAUGGCAAGACCAUUCUCCCAUCCCUAUCACCUGAACCAGUGCCUAUCUGCAACCUUACAAGUUGUGAUGAAUUGCUACACGGCAGGCAAAAACCAAAUGGCAACAGCAAAUCAGUCAAGUGGGGAAAAUUCCUGCCAUGCCCCUGUCCCAACGACAGACAACACACGACGGCAUAGCAAGGUCAAUCGCAAAAAUGCCCUAAAAUUAGGCGGGUGGGUGAGGUGGGCGGGUGUUCCGAUGCAUGAGCCGAAAGGGGAAGCUCUGGGACACGUGCAAGGGAUUAUAUAGGUCCCUCGAUCUGUUUAGACUGCACCCCAUUGGCCAGAUUAAACCCAGCAAUGAGGGACCUACCAAUCGGGUGUUGUGGCUAUCCAAUAGACCCACCCACAACCAGGAGGUCAGUCUCCAGGUCUCACCACAACACGUGCCCUCUUUUAGGGAGGAAACGAUUUAUUUUAAUGAAACAAAUAUUAUUGGAGAAUAAUGAGUUCUAACCUGUUUGACACAGUUUACCCGACUUUUGUUCUUGAUUUUUAGGUGCUGUUUUCUAAAGAUGGGAAGGCGGAAACUGGAUCUUUCCAAACUGACAGAUGAAGAGGCUGAGCAUGUUUGGGAAGUUGUUCAGCGGGACUUCGAUCUGCGGAAAAAAGAGGAAGAGCGUUUAGAGUAAGUGGCUAAAACAUGAGAAUAGGAACUUUGAUGAUUCUUCAAAAGGGAGGCCUUUAGUAUUUGUCAUUUUCAAGCUGUUUUCCAGCCAGCUUGAAUCACUACUGCUAGACACAUGUUGGUGGGGCUACAAAAAUGGCUAUGGGAUAAUAUAGAUAACGUCAUCACAGAAUUUGUUAAUAUUUGUAAUGAUACAGUUUAAUUUAAAUUUAAAACUUCUUAAAUUUAAAUAGGAAAAUUCUUUUACCACUUACUAGCUGUUGCAUGCUAGAUCUUAUGAAACAGAAAAAGCAGACUUAAAUACAUGAGAUUCAGGAAAAGACAGGCAUUUAGUGAAUGGCUGGAAAAAUAUGUACUGUACUUUUGUAUUUUGCUUGGUCCAUAGAUUUAUCUUGUAGACUUCUCUAGGAGUUGGUUGGUUGGAAAAUGCAGCUUAUACAAAAACACUCCAUCUUCUCAAAAGUCUCAGUUAUGUGCUUCUGAAAGUACAGGUUACAAUUUUUACGCAUCUCUGGCUCUCUGUUUCAAUGUCAGCCUUGACCGCGUGCGGCUGUGAUGUCACUUUGGCACAGCAAGGUCAGAGCUACCCUCACAGCUCCCAGAAUGCCAAUUUAAAUUUUUAAAAAGAAAGAUCUGUUUUUUCCAGCCCUUGUUGUUUUGGAGAUCUAUUUAAGAGCCAGGCAGCGAGUGCUUGACAAAGCAUCAGGAACAAGUUUAGGAAGAGUCCUUUCCGCGUGGCAGUGAAUCAUGUCCCAUUUCUCAUAUAUCCACGGUGCUGUUAAAUUAUGAGCAUCAAUUGCUUUUUUAAUCAUUCCCCGGAAGAGCACAGGAUGCUCACAGUACGUGGCGCUUUCCCUUUCUCUUCAGAACAACCCUGUGAGGUCGGUUAGGCUGAGAGACAACUACCAUAUUUUUCGCUCUAUAAGACGCACCAGACCACAAGACGCACCUAGUUUUUGGAGGAGGAAAACAAGAAAAAGAAUAUUCUGAAUCUCACAAGCCAGAACAGCAAGAGGGAUCACUGCGCAGUGAAAGCAGCAAUCCCUCUUGCUGUUCUCGCUUCUGGGAUAGCUGCGCAGCCUGCAUUCGCUCCAUAAGACGCACAUACAUUCCCCCUUACUUUUUAGGAGGGAAAAAGUGAGUCUUAUAGAGCAAAAAAUACAGUAACUGCUAGUAGUUUUUCCUCAAGUGUUCAAGACUGCCCUGGGAUGGAUGGAAGGAACAUUUCCAUGGUAUUGUUUUGCAGUAUAAUUUGAAGUACAGAAAUGUAUAGUAUUUUUCUAGGCACAGAAGAAUUGUGAAUGCAUAGAUGUAAAAUGGAACCUUUAAGGAGUAUAUCCACAGCACUGCAGAAACGGUAUUCUGGCAGUGGGGAGAACAGCUUAGCUCUGCAUAAAAUUCUCAAACAGCAACUUUUGAAUGCUAGAAGGAAAUGAAGAGUUAGAAUAGUUAUUUUUCUUUCUUUCUUAAUCCUUACAACAGGAGUCAGGGCAGAAGGGGGAGCUGCAGGAGAAUUGGAGCGGCUUCGUCAGGGUUUUUAGUCCUCUUUAGAAUAAUUUAGUUUGAUGGUUUUUUUACCAGAGAGGACCAGCUGCCAUACUGCAAAAUUAAAAAUAAAUCAGUUAUACAGUUGGGAGUGCCUGUACCCUGCCUUGAAGAACAGAGGUGAGGAUGUGAAAGAGAAGCAUGCAGUUGCCAUGUUUCUUGGGAAAAGAAGGAAAAAUUAAUUCACUCCUCUUAAAGGAAUUAUUUACUUUGAGGGAAGAGGCAGGAAGUGAGUCAUCAGAUGGAUGGCUUCUUUAAUGUGUGCACUGACAUUCAUGGUUUUACAGUAUCCAUAAUGAGAAAAAUAAAAACUUUCCUAUGUCCAUGUACUAUGAGUGGUCCAGGAGGAAAUGCAUUUUUAGACCAUUAUAACCCUUCUGGGCUUUUGUCAAUCUGCUAUAACCCUUUCCCUGAGGAGAAUUCAUUAUAUUCAUUCCAGAUUCAUUCUCUCAACCUAGAUUUCCCAGGAAGGCAGUACAAAUUAUAUUCAAAUACCAAUAGAUCUGUUCUUGCAAUCUGGAGAGUUUUUGAUCCCAGUAAAAUUACACGACCUCCUUUACUUCUACUGUUUUUGUAAAUCUUACACCCAAUGUUUAGGGCAAUCCUCCUUUCCCCCCUUGCUGCCUCCAUUGCAUCCUCUUCGUACUCCCAAGAUGAGAUCUUUUGAGUGGUUUGAAACUAAUUAUACACUAGCCCGGGGGGGGGGGGCGGGGGACACUCAGUGACCUGCUGUGAUUAAAAAUAAAUCAGUUACACAGUCUGGAGUGUCUGGACAUGCCUUGAAGAACUCUUUGUAUGAGUUUCAGUUGAUGCCGCUCCAGGAUGUGGAAAAGGCGCUUGGCCAGGAUUGUGUGGCCGCUUGGGUGCUUCAUGGCUUAUACUACCCAGCAAGGAGGUGACGGGGGUGGGCCAAGGAAAUGACUAUUGCCUUGUUACAAGAGGGGGUGGUUGCAGGCCACCUAACAGGCCACUGGGUGUGGCCGUUCCUGAAAAGAACUUUCCAUGGAUCUUGAAGAUCCAGAUCAUGACAGACCACUUGCAAAUGUUCCCUCUUGGGUGAGCUUCUUAAGCUGGCAAUCUGCAGCCAGGCCCUGGCCCUCCAAGAUGAGUGAUUUUCUGGGCCCAGUUCAAUGUGGGUUGAGGCCCACUUUAGGCACUGCAAUUGUCUUGGUUGGCCUGUAUGAUUAUGCUUGUCAGGAUAGAGACGAGGAGAGUGUAACACUGUUGAUGCUUGAUCUCUCAGUAGCUUUCGAUACCCAAAAUCAUGGUAUCCACCUGGAGCGACUGUCUAAGUUGGGGUGGGCAGCACUGUUGGCAAUACAGAUGACAUGCGACUCUUUUUCUAUGGGAGUGGUAAUACACUGGUGCUUAGCUGCUCUAAAAGACAGGAUAAAGGCUGAUAAACUAAAAUUCAAUCCAGACGUGGCAGAGACACUGUUAGCAGGUGACUGCUGUUCCCCCAGAUAAGUAAUGUUUACCCAGUCCUGGAUGGGGUUGCUCUCUGCUGACAGUUCAUGUUAAUAGAUUGUGGGUACUCUUGCACCCCUUGUUGUCAGGUGGCCUCCAUGGUUUGGGGUGCCUUCUAGCAGGUUCUGUAGAUUUUUUAGCAUCUUAUCGCUGCUUUUGGGGGUUGAUCAUUUUAAUGGUGAUCAGGCUUACGCUUGUAGGGGGAAGUGAGGUCCCAAAUACUGUGUAAUCAUUUUCAGGGUUUUAGUGGCUAAUUGUUUUGCACCUUGCAGGAAGCCAUAGGGACAUACAAGUGAGCAAAGGCUCACCAUGAAAGAGCACCAUGUUGGUGCUUGUUGCUAAACUCACACCAACCCGACUCCCCUCUUCGCUGACAGGAUCGGAAAGAAACCUCAGAGCACCAGCUUGGCAUUGCAUGCGGACGAGUGUUUGUGGUUUGAUUGUCUCCAAACAAGCCAUGAGAGGAGGUAAAGGUUUGUUAUUGGCUUCCUCCUGUGGUUUGUCUGGAGAGAAACGAAAUGUGAUGCUUGUUCCCCUAUAGUGCUUCAACGGGGUGGAAAUGAAGUCAUACUUUGUAACUAUAGUUUACUCUGACGUAGGACUUGUCUCUUGUCUCUUUCACCUUCCACUGUUGUUUGUAUCUGAUCCCUACAGCAGCCUCUACUUUGCUAUGCUACUCAUGGUCCCGAUACCUUGGAAUUUAGCCUACCAAUUGUGUUCUAAUUUGCUGAUGCUAACUUUAUGGUCCAGCUAAGCCCUAGUGCUAAGAAUUUUCUGACCCUAAUUCUGCAAAGACUCAGGGACAUUUCAUGCAUUCAUUCUCAGUUUAAUACUCUCCAGUCAGAGAAAAGGUACUAUGGAGAUUGAAAUGUGUAUUAUCACUAUGUGGGGAUUUCUGCUAUUGCCACAGUACCCAAAAAUGGCUGCAGAGUGGCUGAGCCUAUGGUUGCCUGUGGAUAGUUAGGUGGUUAGAAUUGUUGCAUGAACCACUUAGUUCACAAGGGUUCUCCUGCAUGUGAGCAGCCAAUGCCUCCUGCAAUUGCAUGGGGAUAAGUUUGCAUGAGCCAUCACUUGUGCAGAUACAUCACUGCUCUUCUUGUAGUUUGGGGAACUGGGAAAACUGCUGCAAAGCUUUACAGCUCCUCCCCCCCCCCCCCCGUGAUUAGAGGGCUACGCCUGGUUGCAUGGAUGGGAAUCUGUGAAUUGGCUUGCCUCUAAGUAUGUCUAGUAAAAGUUGUUCCUUACCAAGUUCAAGAACUGGAAACAAAGAUAUUCAGAUUGCAAAUCUGACUCCAGGAGCAGUGAAAGAAUAGAGAACAGCUUUGGAACCUAGAAUUGGGCUUGCAUGUUGAUGAGCUUGAUUCAGUGUAAUGAGGAUUGAUCUCUGGUUUUUCCUGACCACUGACUCUGAAAACACUGAAACCAGCUCCCCCAAAGUCUGCCCCUUACGAUUUGUAAUUGACACAAUGCCAAGGCUUGGAACACAUGGUUGGGAUAAAACAUUUACAGCAGGUCCAUUAAUGCUUUUAAAGCACUUGUAUUAAUGAAGUGCUGAUAAGAUAGCUGAUAUUCUACCAUGCAAAAACAAAGAUGAAUUUAUUUACCAUGGUUGUUUGGCAUUGUUGCUCAGUUUCCAGAGUCCUAAUGACGUUGAGGUAUGUAUACUUUUUUGAGGCAGCAAACUAGUUCCAAACCUUCAUGUAAAAAUAUGAUACGAAGGGAGCAGCCGUGCCUGCUUAUUCAUGGGUCUACCACAUGUUAGGCUUAAAGAGGUAGGAGUGAUUUUUUUACAUCACCAGGGAUGUGAAGGUGAGGAGAGCUGAACCCGGCUGCUAGCUCCCCAUGCUUUGCCCAAGUAGUUACUCUUCACCCCCAGCUCAGCUCACUUCUGGCAUAGGAAGAAAAGUACCUGAAAUGAUGGAGUACAGAGUCUGGAUGGGAGUGAGGUGGAGGCCUACAUCUUCUCACCUGCUCUCAUUUUGGUGUACAAAGUAGAGCCCCAUCUCAGCUUCAUACUUGAAUGAGAGGUGCCUGCUCUCAUCCCACUCAGCUUGGCUUUUGGGACUGCAUAAUGUGCACGAGGCAUUUUCCAAUGACAAAAAUGAUUGAUUCAUUUAAAACCACUAGGUUAAAUUUACUUGGAGUUUAUGAAUAAGCAGAUAUGAACAGUGGUAGCUUUUCCACCCACUAGCUCUUGUAGGAGAAAAUGUUCCCUUCAUUGCCUCAACACCCAGCUGUCUGCCCCCAACACCUUGCUGUUCUGAGUAGGUCCAAAUGAAUUUGGCCAAAGAAAUGAAUGAAUGAAUGAAUAAUACACUUUUGGAAGGAAAUCUGUUACAUUUUUGGAAAAUCCAAGUUUAUAAAUACACAACACAUAAGCAUCACUUCUUGUAUCCCUGACGACAAAAGGCCUGCUUCAUUGAAGGGUUGGAUAGGAAUUUCCAAGAUGGGGAGCUUGUCACAUCCUUGCCAUCCCUCUUUGAUGUGUUGAACAGUUCCAACAGGGCUGCCCCUUAAGCACUAAAGCGAGUGCCACUCCCAUCUUCAUCACAUCUUCUGCUUAACUGAGAGUGGGCGUGGGGUAGGGAAUCAUGUGUGGGACUAGGAACAGAGUGAGCAAGGCUCAAGUCCCCACUUAGCCCUUUUGCUGGCGGGGUGUUUUUGGACCAGGCACCAUCUCUCAGCCCCAUCUGUAGAGGGUGUGGUCAGUGUGGUCCAGUGGCUGGAGUGUUGGACCUGGGUUCAGAUUCCCACUGGGCCAGGAAGAAUGACUCUGGCUGACCUUGGGGCAGCCACUAUCCAUCAACCUACCUCAUAGGGUUGUGGCGGGGAUUAAAUGAGGAAGAGAACCAUGGAUCCCACCUGGAGCUCCUUGGAAGAAAAGGGGCAGGAUUUAAGUGCAAUAAACACAUAAAUUCAUGAAGAAAUUAAUAAAUGGAGAGGGAGGACUGUGCACACCACUCUCAGCUAAGGGGAAGGGCAGAAUAAAAACAAAGUUUCCCAUUCAACGCAAUGGGAUGUAAAAGUGGUUCUGUUUGGCUUCUCAGUGGUGUGGGUCGGUAUCCGCUAGCCUCAUGUUCUCCAGAUGUUUGGGACUGUCACUCCCAUCGGCUCCAGCCACCACAUCUGGAGGGCACCACAUUGGCAAAGGCAGAUUUUUGUGUUGAGAAGGUUCUUUGCAUACUUUGCUCUGUCUGCACUUCAUGGCUGGCUUUCCACCUUUUCUCAAAUGCUUAUUGGACAUUUUGCUAUUGUGACAAGAGAGAAAACUGCUGUCCUGUUAGUACUCCUCUGCCCUGUCUUAUGCAACCUGCUGUUGCCACACAACUUGGCCUGCCUUUGGGUACUCUGGUGGUGCCCUCAAGCCCUCCAUCCCUUUUGGCCUGGGCAUCCUUGGGCCCUGCCUCACUUGCUUUUGCCAGCUGAAGAGGUGAGGAGGGUGGCACCCUGGGUUUGAGUCACAACUCUUGCACAUCUCCCCUGUCCUGUCCUGGAGUCUUCUCAUCUAGGCAAAUGCCCAGUGCUGGCAUAGGCCCAAUGGCUGGGCUAAUCUCGUGGACCAAACCAGAACCCCAAACUGUCAGGUCUUCUUAAUGCGUCACUUAAGCAUUCAUGUAUACAGAAAAGUUGGCUUUCUGCAAGUCCUAGCUAAGAUCAGUAUCUUUUUGUCUGUUUCUUUGGAGGUUUCUGUAGCUGGUCACACUCCCAGACACAGCCUUAAAUAGGAAGAGAAAACAUUUCAAAAAGGUGUGUGUCACUUAAUGUACCACAAGAGCAUUGCUAAUUACUCUCUAGGUGAAAAAUUUCCAGCCCUGCCUACAUGCCUCCAGGGGCCCAUCCUACUAACCAAACAUUGCACUUCUUACUUGUAGCCCCAAAGGCAAACAGAGUGCCGUGUCUAUUUCUGGUUGCUCUGAAAGCAAACAGAAACCUAUCGCACAGCCUGGCAGAUCCUGUCCUGCUAUAAUCCAGUACAAAGGCAUUCACUUUGGUUCGAACCUCACCAGAAGGGGUUUUUAGACACCACACAAGGGUGUUCUGCUUGGAGUAGAGUUUCUAGAGUGGUUUUGCUUUCACAUUGGCUGCAUGUGGAUGUCAUGAUAAACAAAUCAUAGUUUAGUGUGUCACGUACCAGCCUGUGCAAGUCUUGGGCUUGUUGCUGUCUCCUCUUCUAGCACGGCUGCAAGAAGAAGUUCAAAAGCUUUAGUUUCCAUUUUAAAUUAACUGCAGUUUUAGCUAAGAUUAAUAACAGGAUUCAGAGCUUAACUAUGGCUUGUUGAAACAAGCCACCUUCACAACCCAUAGUUUGCAGCAGGGUUGUUCUGUUCUACUCUCAACCUUUCUGAUAGUAAAAGCUUUUUGACUCUCCUUCCUUGGAGGUUUUUAAGCAGAGGUUGGACAGCCAUCUGUCAUGGAUGCUUUAGGUGAGAUUCCUGCAUUGCAGGGGGACUACAUGACCCUCUAGGUCCCUUCCAACUUGACAGUCCUCUGAAACAAACCACAGUUGAAAUUUGCCACAGGUUAGGCCGACAUAGCAAGCCACAGAUCAGCAUAGGUCCCAGUUUGGCUUGCAAGGCUGUUUUCUCCAAACCCCAAACUAUGCCCACGGCCUACAGCUGGUAUCCUAUGUGGUGUCAGGUGAGAUCCAGCUUCCCAUCCCUGCCAUAAUGAAAAGUGAAAGUGAAAGCUUCCAAACAUUGCUACACUAGCAGAGGGGAAGGGAGUGAGAAGGUGCGUCAACCAGAGGCUCCAACAAGCUCCUUCUCAGAACUGGGGGGACUCAGGCCCUGCAGGUGAAUCCAGCCUCCCUCCAGGACUCUCUGCCCAGCCCUUGGGACCCCCCCCCCACCUAGAGCCUGCUCCUCCCACUCAAGUGCUUUUGCUUAUCCUUAAGGGGACCUUGGACUGUGACCAUUCCUCUUGUUUGCCCUGGUGUGCAAGUGUCUGUAAACCCCGACUUUUGCAUGGUUGGAAUGAAUCAUACCAUGCAAAGGUAAGAGCACAUCCAUUGCUCAGCCACUUUUUGGCUCCGGUCACGCCCACUUUUGACUAGCAUGUGUGCUCCAGAAGGUCAUCCACAAGAGAAUGCGGUCCUUGGAUGGAGCAAGGUCCCCCACCCCUGUGAUUGUACCCUAGUUUAUCAUGAUGCCCCAAUGCAGCCACUUUCUGACAGGUUGAAGCAUUUCUGUUUUCAGCUAAGAAGGAAAAAAAAUCUGUUGAAGUACCGUGCAAGAGACGGACAUUCGUAGGAUUGUCACUAACAGCUUUGGUUUUUAAAGAAUUAUGGAAAGUGAAAGGGUGUCAAAACUGCAAAGCAACUUCUUUAUACAGUGGUACCUCGGGUUAAGAACUUAAUUCGUUCCGGAGCUCCAUUCUUAACCUGAAACUGUUCUUAACCUGAAGCACCACUUAAGCUAAUGGGGCCUCCCACUGCUGCCGCGCAGCCGGGGCACGAUUUCUGUUCUCAUCCUGAAGCAAAGUUCUUAACCUGAGGUACUAUUUCUGGGUUAGCGGAGUCUGUAACAUGAAGCGUCUGUAACCUGAAGCGUCUGUAACCCGAGGUACCACUGUAGAUUAUUUUCUUGUUGUGAGCAGGUACCAUCUUAAUGGUCCCCUGGAGGAUGUCCCAGGAGCCAUUGGAAUGAGAGGUCUGCCCUUGGAUUCCUUGCAGGGCUACAAUUACAGCAAGGAAAUAUAUGAGACGUACUUUGAGUACUGUACUCUGAAUCAUACAAUUAUUAUUGCUAUUAUUGCAGCCAAAACAGUCAUGUAGGACAGAUUCCCAACCUUCUUAAGAGGACAUAUGUCUGCUUGUACUUUGAGUGCUUUGAUAAUAUACUGUAGACAGUGAUGAUGUUGCACCAUAUUUAUUUAAUGGAAACCCAUAACGUUUUUCUGAGUCAUGAAGCUGAACGUUGGGUGUGGGUUUCAACAGAGUUCCAUAAUGGUUUGCCACUAAUCUGGACUCUCUGUUCCUAAACAAUCAUCACUGGAGCCAAAUAUAUGAAAUCAGGCAGAGGCAGAUUGGGAGGUUUUCUCCAUGAGUUUUACCACCCAGAUUCAGAACUCCCCAUGUAGUGCUCUCUUAAAGUCCAAGCCAUCGGCUCACCACUCACCCUGAAGCAGUGAGAGAGAUACAUUCAGUGGCCAGAGGGAAAUACUAGGUUGUCCUAGCCUUGAUAGGUGCAGGUUUGUUACUGGUGAGAAUUGGAGGAUUGUAGAAGAGCCAGGAGAUUUCCAGUUCAGAUCCCACCGCUGACACAAAUUCACUAGUCCUUUACCCAUCAACUUGCUGAGCGUUUGGUUGUUAAGAAUUACUCAAACAGUAUGUGAAAUGUUCUGAACCCCUGAAAUGUGCUAAGUAUUAACUGAAUACAAACAUUUGUUGGAGCCUGAACAAACCGUUUUCUCCUGUUGAGUUCUGAACCAGCUUUUAGGGCAGAAUCAUCCAACUUCUCUUCUGUGCCUUCUGGCUAGAUCUUGAAGCCUUUGUUUUUUGCUCAAAGCUUACUUCCUGUAUUCAGAUGCUAAAUACUUCUAUUAUCAUUUUUUCAAAGGGAACUGAAAGGCAAGAUUGAAAAAGAAAGCACAAAGCGUGAGCUGCUGUCCGGUCAAUCCCACCUCAAUGAAACUCAUUGCAUUCACUGCCUGCAGCCCUUCAAGUUCCUGGUGAACAACAAACGCAAAUGCUUAGACUGCCACUUACACACCUGCAAAAAUUGUAGCAGCUACAAUAAAAAGGAGGAAGGUUGGGUGUGUGAUCCUUGCCGUUUAUCCAGGUAAGUAGGACAGAUUCUUGCUGUUGCUGCAGUUUGUAUAGUAGUGGGCCAAAGUAGAUGUGAGAUUGGGUUCUGUCUGGUACUAGAAUUUCUCACAGGUUUCAGUGUUUAUCCACCUAGCCCUACAAAGAACACCCGAAAUGAUUUUAUUUUCAUUUUUUAUUCCUUUGCGUGAACCUUCUUCAAGUUCCACUUAAUACUCCAGUAUAUCCAGAACAGGAUUGAACUGGUGUUGGAGGGUUGGGCAGGUGAGUGGUUGCAAUAGGGAGGUGCUGCGUUGUCGUUUGACUUUUCUGUUUUCAAAAACAGGUGAAAUGAAAUGGUCAUUGUUUCAUUUUUAUCCCAUCCUUUACCUAGACAGCUCAGGGUAGCUGCACACACCUCUCUUCUUCCCCUAGCCCUGCGGGAUAAGUUAGGCCUAGGGACAGGGAUUGUUCUAAGGUUAAAGUCCAGCACGUAAGAUGCUCUCUUAGCAAUUCAUUUCACUUCUGCUUUGCUCAAUCCCCAGCAUCAAUUCCCUCAAGCUUCAGGCACUCAUCUGCCAGCAAUGUGACUUGAGGAUGCUUUCUUUAGUUUUCACAACAGGCCUUUAUAUUUGGGUAUUUCCCCCCAUUACAUUGGUGUGAGGGGAAGCACAGAAGAACACCUGCUGAUCCCACCCAGUCCCUCACAUCACCCUAUAGCAUGAACUCCUAUAGUAGGGAGCCUUUGGCGCUUGUAAGACCAGCGUGCCGUGUUGCACAAGGAGGCUGCCCAAGUGAAAAAGUUCAUGGAAGGAGGUGGAGCACUUGCAGAAUCUGUUGUUGCCGAGCACCAAUCUUUUCUCUCUCUCAUUCCAUGAACUUGGUUGCUGAAUUCCCUGCUUCCCUCAGAAUGUUUUAUCCCCAGGCUUGUGUUACCUAUGCAGGACACUACGUGUGCCUAGAAUAAGGAGCUGGGCUGCAUCCAUGGCUGGGCCGGCCAUGUUCCCCAACAGCCACUCAUUGAGCACAGACAACUGAAGAGGAGCCCCUGGACAUGAACAGCUGCUCCUGCCAGGGAGCAGUCAAUUUGUGGAUGGAGAGGCCAGGGCUAAUCUGGCUCCAUGGCAAUGGAAAUGUUACCUUUUUGUGUGUUUUGUGUUUGUGUGGUGCAGUCAAAACAGCACUAAAGUCAACAGGUGUGUUUUAAUUGAUUGAAGGUUUGGGAUCAUACCUGUGUACAUAAUCCUUUUUUUUCUCCUACUGGACAGGAUUGUGAAGACUGGAUCUGUGGAAUGGUAUUAUGAGCAUGUGAAAUCUCGUUUUAAGCGGUUUGGAAGUGCUAAGGUGAUGCGGUCGCUCUACGGAAGGAUGACGCAUGGACAGAAAAUGAAUCCUACCUUGCUUGGUAUGGCCAGGGGUCUGGGGGGGGGGGUGUCCUCUCAGUAUCUUUCUAUACAGCACUCUGAAGGUUCCACAGAGUAGUAAAGGUAAAGGUCCAGUCGCAAAUGACUCCGGGGUUGCGGCGCUCAUCUCGCUUUACUGGCUGAGGGAGCCGGCGUACAGCUUCCGGGUCAUGUGGCCAGCAUGUCUAAGCCGCUUCUGGCGAACCAGAGCAGUGCACGGAAACGCCAUUUACCUUCCCGUCGGAGCGGUACCUAUUUAUCUACGUGCACGUCAACGUGCUUUUGAACUGCUAGGUUGACAGGAGCAGGGACUGAGCAAUGGGAGCUCACCCCAUCGCGGGGAUUCGAACCACCGACCUUCUGAUCGGCAAGCCCAAGAGGCUCUGUGGUUUAAACUGGGUACCAAAUUAACUGUCACCACAAAUCACAAUAAUUACAUCUGAGUAGCCACAGUCUGUUCCCACACAUUUGGAGUGAGUGACGUGGCUCCAAAGUUAGAGAGUGUGGUUUCUCAGCUGGCUUGAAUCCCAGCACCUUUGCUUUUAGAAAUUAAUCACCACUGGUGAGCGGUUUGGAAAAAGUGAAUUGCAAUGAGCUGUUUGCCCUUUCACUUAAUGCUAAAAUUAGGGGCACACACUUGGAAGUUAACUGCAGUUGAUUUAAAGUUAAUCCAGCAACAAUUUUUGAAGGCAGAACCAUUGGUUACAGUUCCUGGUAGCAACCAAUCUAGUGUUUAGGGGUGUCAUUAACAUUAACUAUUGAAAGAUCGAUGGCAAGUCUUCCUGGAGCAUCUGAAGGUGGUCUCUGUUGAAGAAAGUCAAAUGAGGCUCUUUAGGAGCUAUGCAGGUAUCAGGUUCCCCACAGGGAACAAGAUGCAUAAGACUGGCCGAGCUGCCAUCUGUGAAAACACAAAAAUUGGUGAUUGCCCAGAUCUGUUUUAAUUUUGCAGGCCAAGUAAAACAAAAUGUCCAAAUAAGACAUUAUAGAAACAAAGGCUGGAGAUGAACAAAAUAAUGGUAGUAACAACAACUACUUCUACUUUUACUACUAUUUCAAGCAAUUGUUGUCAGGUUGUGUAUACACUCAUUUUUCUGCAGUUUUCAAGUGAACAGUCUUUGCAUGUUUUUGUAGUGCUUCUAAAAGUCACAAUGGGUGGGAACAAUUGGACCAAAGAAAUGAAUGUGUACCAUCACCUGCCAGCGAGUGUAGUAUAAAAUGACCUCCCAUGAAGCUGCUGUUCACCAUUUUUUGGGAAACGUAAAUGGCACAGCAACCAUUACAUGCAUGUUUUUCCUCACAGAGCAAAUGGCAAUUUAGGGACUGAAUUACUUGGGGGAAUGGACCGGACAAAGGGUUGAGAUCCACUAAUUCCCAUUGCUGUGAUGCAUGUCCAGAUUGCCCCAACCCUGGAUGAAACUGCAGUUUGCCAAAAUUUAAAGAAAUGGGAGGUCUGACCACAGAUAUUUGCCACCUUGCCUCAUUUGGCCCUCAGCUGUGAGGGAGAUAUUUCAGAACACACUUAUUGUUGGCAUCCAUCUGUAUCGGGAGACAAUGGAAGAAAUGCAGACUAAACAGGCCUCUCUGGGCUCAUCCACACUUUUGCUUGUCCCUUCCUUUCUAGGCACAGGUCUGAGUGGUUUUUUUGGUUUGUCCUACCACUUUCCCCAGGAAAAGCUCACUGUUGAAUCAGAACAUCAAUCUGCAAAAAAACCAAUUGACUUUGGUUCUGAUUUAGCAGUGGGACAAGCAGAAGUGUGGAGAAGCUUUCUUUGCCUGACUGUCCUCCAGGCCUGCCUUCUUAAGAAAUAGCCAGUGAGCCAGUGUUGCAUCUUUAAGGCUGGACAUUUCAUCCUUAAGUCUUGUGCAAGAAAAGUGAAACCUGAUCCCGAUACGUUAUUCUGCUCAUGUGGAAGUUUGUGCAGCCUCAUGCUUAAGCAGAAUCGCUAUAGGUCCUACCUUUUUAGCCUUGUGGAGGACUGCUAAUGGUUAUUUUCCUUCUGCUUAGAAUUCUUUGAACCCAGUCCAAUAGAUCUGCUCUGCAGCUGGAACAUAAUGACUUGCUGCCGGCUUUCCUGGGACACAUUGACCUCCAGGGUUCAUUCCAGUGAAGCAUUCUCUAAUAUGGCCAAAGCUUUCUAAUGGCUGAAACAUUUGCUUCCGGCUAUGAAGCCUUGUUUUGUCUAUUUGUCUCUCUAUCUUCCUUUUCUAUCUGUCAAAUACUGAUGCAGUAGGCUAGCCCAUUGGGAGCCACUGUGUAAUGAAGACCUCACAGUUUGUGUUACCAAAUGCAUCACUGGAAGUUUAUUGUCUAUGUACUUACGAAGACUCCUUGCUUAUCCAAGAACUCUAAAGCAAAUUAGAAUAAAAUAUGGAAUAUAUAAUGAACAGCAUUAUUGAAAGUAAUAUAAAAAACAAUAAUUCUGGAAGCCUACAAACUUAACAAUAAUGAUAUGUUUAGGAGAAUCUCAGAUUCUUUCUCUCACGCUUGUUAAUUCCCCCACCCUCUUUAGACCUGCAAGAGUUUAAUGUCUGAAACUGAAGGCACUCUUAACUUUGGAGCACAUCUUAACCACUGGGACUUAACUUUGGAAUACAUGCACAUUAUCAGGCCUGAAAGUGUGUGCAUGUGUGUGCAUAAUGCAUUUUGUUUCUAUUGCUCAUACUUGCUGAAUUGUACCUGGCCAAUAGAUGGCAGUCUUGGGCAGUCUUGCAGGUUUGUCAUGUGAAGGCAAGCUGCCAUUUACAACACACUCCAUGAGAAGUGACAUUUGGAAACCUCUGGCUCAUUAAGGAAGAAGGUGUUUCUAUGGGUCUUCCUUGUUUUCAGCAUGGGAUCUUCGGGAAUAUUUAUAUCCCUGUUCACUUUUAAAAUGACAGCACAUUAGUUUUAUACAAAAUCAUACCAAAAUCAUGCCACGGAUGGGGUCAUUUACAUUAGAUCCUCCUUCAUUUGACUGAUGAUAUCUGGGGUUUGGGAUCAUUAAUAAGCAGAGAUCAAUAUGGUUAACAGAGCACCCUCUGAUUCUGGCAUGCUGACAGAGUGGCAGCAGAAUCCUCUGCAAAGCAAACCAGGGAAAUCCACGCUGCUCUGUUGCCCCUUGGUUAUGGGUCUGCUGCAAAAGUUGGUUAUAACAUAUCAGGUGCAUUAUAUUGUACUCAUACAAAUGGCUUCAUGCAGGGCUGAAAUUACCACCCUCAGUUCUCCAUGCUGUUUUGGCAUGGGCUGCAUUUCUAGCCUGAUGCUGAUGUCCUGGGGCCAUAGCAUCAACCCAGGACCAGGGGAACCCCAUGCUGUUGUACGAUGGGGAGAUGCCUUUCUCAUGUUCCACAUUUUGGCACUGUGGUGACCCCAGUUAUUAUUCCACCACAUCUUUGUAAGUGUUUGCUAGCAGACCGGGUUAUAGGAAAAUCCUACAGAGAUAUAAAUAUAUCUACCCUGUAUACAUAUUACAUGUGUCAGUGGAUGUUGAUUUAAGUGGAAAUCAGGCACAAGUAACUGUUUCCUAACAGGAAUUGCCGACCUAAACUUGAAUUAUCCCUAGAAAAGGUAGCUGCUCUCAAAGCCAAUACAGCAUUUUUUCAGGAACUAACUUGCAUGUGACCACAAGCUUGUUGGUUUUCAGUCUAAACUGGGGCUCCAGGCUGAUAAUAGAUGCUAUUUUUAAUUGUCUUUACCAAUUGUACAUACAUGCUCAAAGGGAUAAUUAUUCAGUCCUACAUCAGACUUACUGCAAAAUAUGUUUUAAAAGUAUUUAUGUUGCAUUUUCCUCUUAUUCUAGGUCUUCAUGACAGAGUUUAUAGCUUGCCAGACAUCAACAGUAAGUGGCUUAAAACAAACAAGCAAACCUAUACACCCUGCCCCACCAAGAGAUGUCAGGAUUGAACCUGGAACCUACUGCAGGCAAAACAGAUAUUCUGCCACGGAGCUAUGGUCUGUCAAGGACAGAGGAAGGGGACUAAACUGGCUUUGUCAUCCCCAUAACAUGGGAACAGCAAACAUUCAGGCCACAAUCUGAGCCACUUACCGUAUUUUUCGCUCCAUAAGAUGCACCUAGUUUUUAGAGGAGGAAAACAAGAAAAAAAUAUUCUGAACAAAACAGUGGAUGUAUGAUUUUUGUGGUUCUUGCUGUGGCCACAGACAUGUGAUCUGAUGGUGAAUUCGGGGUGACCCAAUGCAAAAAUCCUGAGGAUCCAUGUGGAUCCGUGCUUUGUAACCACAUUUUUGCACCAUUGCAGCCCCAGGAAACAGUGAGUGCGUGAUAUUUUUUGGUGCAGGCUGUAGCCAUGGACAUGCUAUGUGAUCUGAUGGUGAAUUUGGGGUGACCCAAUGUAAAAAUCCUGAGGAUCCAUGGGCUUUUACCUCCCCCCUCCCAGGCAGCCUCCGCUAGCAUCCCUUAUCUCUCUUCCGUUCCCACCGAUCAGCUGUUUCCUUUCAACACUCCCUUCCCUCUUGUUUGCCUUAGUGUCUUUUCCUUAGCUGGAGCAGUUUUUUGCUCCUCCUUUUCUUCUAAUUUCUCUCCUUAUUGCUUUAGUCUUCCUGUUUUCCCCCUUUGCAAGUUUGCUCCCCCCUCCCAGGCAGCCUCCUUUAUCUCUAGCAUCCCUUAUCUCUCUCCCCGAUUGGCAAACGAUCAGCAGCUUUGUUUCAACACCCACUUCCCUCUUUCAAAAAAAGAAAAAGAAAAGAAAAGUGCAUGAUCUGCUUUUUGCCCCUGGGCAAUUUGGCUCCAGGGACCAUGCAUUCGCUCCAUAAGACGCACAGACAUAUCCCCUUACUUUUUAGGAAGAAAAAAGUGCGUCUUAUGGAGCGAAAAAUACGGUACUUGGAAGUGAGCUCCAUUGAACUUACUUCUGAGUGAAAUGCCUAGGAUUGAAACAAAUGCUGUGCAUUCAAAAAAUCUAUAAUAGCAAUGAUCAGAAAUGAGGAUAAGGUGGUCUUAGGCUGAGUCAGACCACUGGUGCCUCCUUCAAUAUGCAACCCUUUCCCAAAAUCUCAGAAGCUUUUCCUCAUCUUUGGAGGAGCGCCAUAGCUCAGCUGUAAGUGCAUCUGCUUUGCAUGCAGAUAAUCCCAGGUUCAGGGCCAAGCAGCUCCUGGACUGGCAGAGAGGCCUUCUCAAAUGUUGAGCUGCUGCCAUGGCUGGACCAAUGGUCUGACUCUGUAUAAGGCAAUUUCCUAUAUUCCUGUGUCUUUCCUGCUAAUACCCUUCCUAGUGGAGAUGGCUGACACAUUCUGAAUGUAAAGCAUGCAUUCUCCUGCUAAGCUACAGCCACUUCCUGAGUGCACCUUACAUGCCUGAUUUGACCGACCUGAGGGCCCAUCUCUUUGCUGCCCAGGUGACUGCCACUUCUACAGCGGGAAUGAGGACAGUGAGGAGGGAGAGGCAGAAGAUGCUAUCGAUGGUGGAGAAGCAGAGUGCUAUGCAAGGGUAAGGGCACCUGGGAAUGGACUUUCUUCCAUGUUAGCACUGAGAACUCGUUUAUAUAUCACGCUGGGCCUUCUUGAAUGAAGAUAUUACUCCUUUUUCUCGGGGAAAAGGCGAUCUUUCUGCUUUUGAUUUCUGAUAUAAAUCUUAUUUCCUGUGGAGUCAUUUAUUGGAGCCCUCAUGCCUCAAGCUGGCUUCUGGGUGAUGUUCUCUCAUUUCUGUGCUCACAGUCUCUAGGAAGAAUCUAAAUUAAACCUCUGCAUCCACUGAAAAUGUAAAAAAAAGGAAACCCACCAUUUUGCCCUUCUAUAAUCAUUUGUAUGGAGUGUGCAAAAGCUGUUGAAGUAUAUUAAUGAAUGACCGACUGUUAGCCAAUAAAAGUUGAAUGAUCUUGAGUCAUGGACCCAGUAGGAUAGCCUCACCCAUAUAAAUGAUUUAUUUUAGCAAGAAUUGUUAUUUAGGUUAGGAAAAAAUUCUCACUGAAAUGUUAAAUCCUCAAAUUCAGAUCUUUAACUUCAGCUUUGGCAUGUCAGUAUAUGUAUAAGGAAAUCAACAUCUGAAUAAAUUCCAAAUUCAGAGUGCAGAAUCCUGGAUCUGAAUGUUUUUGUCUGAACUUAUUUCUGCCCUUUUGGGAGAAGUAAAUUGUUUUCAAAGGAGUGUUUGCAUGUUUUCUAUAUAAAUCUAUAGGGAAUAGCCUUCAGCUGCCCCUGUUCCUUAUUGACCUGAAAAGCGUCCCAUAGGAGAGAACAGCAGGGCUGUACUUGAACUCUGGCAUAGAACUAGGAGGAAAAUCCCCUGCAGAGCACUGCGUGGAAAGUAGCAAGAUGGUUACUAACCUUUCCAAGAGACCUGUGAAAAUAUUUCACUAUCAACUGUAUUUACAAUGGAAUCUGGUUUCUUAAACUCUCUGUGCUUUCUAAGAUGCGCAAGACCAAGCGCCUGCUGUCUGUCCAUCCCUUUGAUUUUGAAAUGGACUCGGAAUAUUCUUCUCAAUCUCGCCGGCAGUCUGCGCAACUCUCUCCUGGGAAUGAAGGUCUUCAGGUAUUACGGUGGUGUGCAUGCCUUCCUGCUCGCUUGCAUCAUCCUUGGCACCUCAGAAUUGCUCCCCUCCCUCAUUCUUCUCAUUUUCUUGACCUUUGCUAGCCCAGCUUGUUGUAUAAGCAUUUUCGUCUGCCCUGUGAAAUGUAUUAGUGAAAGCUACAAGUUGGAAAUAGGCUAGAAAGUGAGAGAGCAGAUUCAGAUGUCAGGAGGCUUUUGCUUGUUGUCACUUUCUGACUGUAGCAUCAAGCAGUGAGUUGCAAUUGUGACUCAGCCUUCACUGAUGGAGCACCACAGAUUAUCACUUCCACCACACGCACACAUAUAUGAGUUUAGAUUUUUCCCAUGGGGAAUUAUUUGAAAUACAACGGCAGUAAAACAGGUAUUACAUAGAAAGCUUCAUACAGUCCUAUUCAUGCUUUGGGUAAGCUGUUUAGGAUCUCCUUAUGUUAACUCAAGCACAACACUUCAGUGUAGACUGUUCAUACAUUUAACAGCCACCCAACUUUGAGACUGGGACUAGGGCUUGCCGAUCAGAAGGUCAGCAGUACGAAUCCCCGCGACGGGGUGAGCUCCCGUUGCUCAGUCCCUGCUCCUGCCAACCUAGCAGUUCAAAAGCACGUCAAAGUGCAAGGAGAUAAAUAGGUGCCACUCCGGCGGGAAGGUAAACGGCGUUUCCGUGCGCUGCUCUGGUUCGCAAGAAGCGGCUUAGUCAUGCUGGCCACAUGACCCGGAAGCUGUACGCCGGCUCCCUCGGCCAAUAAAGCGAGAUGAGCGCUGCAACCCCAGAGUUGUCCGCGACUCGACCUAAUGGUCAGGGGUCCCUUUACCUUUACCUUUACCUUUGAGAUAUGAAGUGGGAAUUACUAUUUUUCAUCUUGGCAGCUACCAGACUGACUGUGGCUGCACAUUGGAAACCUCCUCCUCCUCCUCUGCAAGCCCUCUCAGAGUUUCCCACUCACCAUCGUGAUUUGGGGGGCAGUGCAUGCAAAAAAAGGAUCAUUUCGAUCAGGUGUGGUAUCAAUUCACCACAUAUAUAACCAACACUGAGGAAGUGCCCCUCCUCCAGACACUUACCUGUCAAUGCCUCCUUGUCGACGCUGAUGGGCACUGUUUCUUCUUAGAGCUUUGCGGGAUUUCCCGGUGCCAAGGAAGACCCCUCCCAGAGGGAAUCAAUGAUUGCCGAAGCUGACCUGGCGGCAACGUUCCACCACCUCCUGCAGGAGCAGGGGCAGCACCUGCCGGCCCCUGAACAGGAGUUCAGCACCGAAGUUCGGCUGACCGUCAACUCACAGCCUAAAAGCCUCGAGAGAACUCCCAAGGCUGGUAGGUUCUCCUGUAGCCAAACACCUGAGAAAAUGCCUUCUCAGCACUGUUUAUUUUAAGAAGAGCUAAAAUAUUAAAUGUACAGCCUUUUGUAGAUUUCUGUCUUUUAGUGUGAAUCUAAUUUACAUGCAAAAAUCACGUAUCUCAGAGGAUACAGAGGAUGACCAGGAAUCUCAUCCCUAGGAAAUGGUUGCAGAGCAACAUGGAUCUUUCUUGCCGAAUCCUUCCUGCCAAAGUGUAACAAAUACCACACUAAUACGUUAUUAAAAAUGAGCCCUCUUGCAAUGGACUCUGUGAACUUCUUUUGAAUUUUCAGAUCAUUGCUGUAGUUAUGAUUUAUUCUCAUUUACAUAAAGACCAGGAAGAACAUAGUUCUCCAAGAAUCAAACAUGAUUUCUGUAAUGAUGCUUAGCAACAGCAAACCCUCAGUGCCACCCUGCCAAAAUGGUGGAAAAAACAAAAUAACCCCCACCCUGCCAAUAUUAUAUAUAAUCAAUAUAUUAAAAUAAAAAGGAAAGACGUUUCACUAAAGCCUCUUUCUGAAGACACUUCAGAUAUUACUUGAAAUUAUCAGAGUGAGAGAAACAAAUUUGUAUUAUUUGUGUGUUUACACUGGGGAGGGGGUCUUCGUUUUUUGAUUUUUUUAAAAAUAAAAAUUUAAAAUCUUUUUAAAAUUGCAUUUUGAAAUGGUUAUACUGUUACUGUGAACCAUUCCUCUGCUGUGCUAUCAGCCACUGAGCUUGCCGAAGAAGAGGGAGGUGUCAGGGCCACAAGGCCUGGGAUAAGUUGGUGGCCCCCAGGAUAAAGGACAAGCCACGCAGCCCAGACCAAAACUGCCCCUGUGCUUUCCGUACUUCAGACUGUGGGGAACUACAUGAUGAAAUAUUCCCUUCAUGAAAAAAAAUUCCUAAACUGAUAGGACAAGAGCAGCUUCCUUUUGGGUCGCGUGCAUCAUGUUUCCAAUGCACAGGAGCUGUUUAAUUCACAUCAUUCUUCCUAAUAGCAAAAGUGGCUGGUUAAGGGCCUGUCAGUCUGCAAGUGAAAUGGGACCUCCCAAAAAUAAGGGUUUGGCACCCAAAAACUUAGGGGAGCACUUCUCCCUAAAUUAAAAUGUUAAUAAUAAAUUUAAAAUAAUGUAAGAAGAAGAAGAAGAAGAAGCAAACCACCAAGCCCAUCCUAAGAAGGAUCUGUGAACCAGUGUGGUGUCGUGGUUAAGAGCAGUGGACUCGUAAUCUGGAGAACCUGGUUCGCUUCCCCGCUCCUCCACAUUCAGCUGCUGGGUGACCUUGGGCUAGUCACGCUUCUCUGAAGUCUCUCAGCCUCACUCACCUCACAGAGUGUUUGUUGUGGGGGAGGAAGGGAAAGGAGAAUGUUAGCCGCUUUGAGACUCCUUUGGGUAGUGAUAAAGCGGGAUAUCAAAUCCAAACUCUCCUUCUCCUUCUCCUUCUCCUUCUCCUUCUCCUUCUCCUUCUCCUUCCCCUUCCCCUUCCCCUUCCCCUUCCCCUUCUCCUUCUCCUCCCAGUUUCCUGGCAUGUAUGUAAUGUUGAGUAGUAUUUUGUUUUGCAGAGGGGAGAGGAAGCAAUGACAGACGGAGUGAUACUUGGAGUAUAAAUUGUAGGGGAAUUGGUAAGCCCCUGAUAGUUUAUACGCUAAGUACAGUGGUACCUCUGGUUGCGGACGGGAUCCGUUCCGGAGGCCCAUUCGCAACCUGAGCAGAACGCAACCCGCGUCUGCGCAGGCCGCGAUUCGCCGCUUCUGCGCAUGCGCGUGACGUCAUUUUGAGCAUCUGCGCAUGCGCGAGCGGCGAAACCCGGAAGUAACCCGUUCCGUUACUUCUGCGUCGCCGCAGGAUGCAACCUGAAAAGAUUUAACCUGAAGCAAACGUAACAAGAGGUAUGACUGUAUCCUGGAGGGGGAUUAGGAUGGUGGGGAUGGGAGCUGUGAGGUGAAAGAACUCCAGUUCCUGCAUUUCCCUUUCCCACUCUCUGGAACUCCCCCCCCCCCCGGCUGAAAUGGUGAAUGCUAGCAAACCAGCUCCAAGCCUGACCCCAAGCCCAGUUGGAAGAGACCCCAAGUCCUCCCUGCCCCUCCUGAAACCCCCCUCUCCCUCUCCCUCAUGGUUCAAGGCUGGCUAGAACUUUGAGGCUGCCACACCAGCAAUUGUUGCAGGUCUAUAAACUGUACAUGCCCCCCCCAUGUGGCAGUGCAUUCAAAUCAGUCUUCCAGUCUUAAAUGGUACAGACAAGACAAGUUGGCCCACACAAUAAGCUCUUGAUCUGGAGUGCAUUUCCAAAAGGGCAAUUGGAAUGAAUUCAUCGCACAGACCCUCCAAAAGCAUAAGCCCAAGCCAUCGCCAACAGCCUACAGUUCUGGCAGAUGGAAGACCUUCUUUCUUGGCACUUGGGGAUGGCACGUUGAUUUACGCCUUUUGGCAAGGUGCAGAACGCCAUGUAGCAGGACAAAGAUAUCUCUUCUUCCUAGGCUCACAUUGCCCAUCAGAGGUUUGCAUUUUAAGUAAAAAUGUCUAUGGAAAUGGAUCCUAGUCCAGUUACUCUCAGAAGGUUUUGUUGUGCCACAGGGUUCAGUGCUUUACAGUUACUAUAAAUAUCUGGAAAAUGUGAUUAUUGGAAACUAAAUUAUCCCUAAUGUGGUUUCUCUUAACAAGGUAACAAAACGGAAAAGUGCAUGGAGCAGAGAUUAGACACCUGCAGCCUCUCAAAUUCUGCUCAGUGUGUUCCUCAUUUGUUGGUUAGGUAAUGCUGCUCAGAGUUCAAAGGCCGGCAACAAACCAGGGCUGAGCUACUGUGGAAAAUACGGGGACAAAACUCCAGAACUGGUGACAAGAGCCUUCCCCUUGUAGUUGCAGAGGAUCUAAGCAAACUUGAGAAGGGUCCCCUAGAGUGUGAUGUGUUUGGAGAGUUUUGCAUAGGCCACUGAGGGCAGCAGGAAUUUCUGUGAGCCUGGUCUCCUGCCUCUUAGCAUGGGGCACUGAGGAGCAAUGAAUGGAGAGGAGUUAUUGCCCAGUGGGUGGACUGCGUGCUUCACAGCAUAGCAGGGUUUAUCUAAGCACUGUUUCCCCAAUAAACAAUCCCCUCCCUCCCAAUCCCCAAAGUGGCUUUUUGCUCCACGAGAUAAAACUUUGGGGUACAUAUAACUUUCUCUUAAUAGGUCAAAUUGUCAAAGUAGGUGGGGAAAGCACAGGGACAGGGUUAAGCCGCCCCUCACUCUUGUAAACUUUUCAAGAAAUAGAUAAUCUGAUCACAUAUCUCUUUCAUCUAGUUUGCCCCUGAAAUAAUGGCCACACUUUUCACAUAUUUUGAUUUUUCUGGAUUGAAAACUGGCAAACAACAAGCACCUGGCUAUAGAAAUAUUCUAUUCCUUGCAAUUAAUUUGCUUCCAGCUUUUGAUUUGUUUAGGGAAGUUUUUAAUGUCUGAUGUUUUAUUGUGCUUUUAAUUCUGUUGGGAGCUGCCCAGAGAGGCUGGGAAAACCCAGCCAGAUGGGCGGGGUAUAAAUAAAUUAUUAUUAUUAUUAUUAUUAUUAUUAUUAUUAUUAUUAUUAUUUUGUCCCCUGUUUUUGUAAACAUAUCUAAGGCCAAAGUGAAUAAAUUGAAACUUCUUCCAGAAAGUUUCAGAAAUUAGUAAUCUCGCUCAGAUUGCCCUGAAACACAAGAUUUGAGUUUUGAGUCUAUUCCUCUGAAUCCCAGCCUUGUUCUGUUCCCAAAGGCAAUCCCUGGAAUGAGCAGCAUCCAUCCCAGUACUCAGCUGAUCUGGACACUUCUGAGGAAGACAUGGAGGGAGCCCAGAAGACCCUUGUCUAUCAGCCCCACCACACAAAACGCAGGAGCCGAGCCUCAUCCCAGGAGACCGUAAAUCCAUCUGGAAAUCAGGUAAAUAAGGAAUUGGACACCUUCCUUCGAAACGUCUGCCACUGAAGUAAGCCAAGAGCUGGGAUUUAAGGGUGACUCUUGCCUCAGAGUAAGAAUCUGUGUCCAGGAGCAAACUAGAAACUAAGGUUGACUGACAGAGAGAACACAAGAUUGCAAGAGUCAAAUGCCUGCCCAACGAAAUGUUUUUAUAUUUUUCCUGUUCAAGGUUUCAGAGAAAGCACGCUGCAAAACAAGGAAACUUACUUCCCUUCCUCUUUGAUGAGUCUAAAAAGGUUUUCACAGAGCAUCUUACCCAUGUUCAAACAUUCAUAAAUGGACAUGAAGUUAUAGGCUGUAGCGCUAUCCCAUUCACCCACUGUUAAUCUUGUUGCAUUUUAUGUUCAUUAAUUGGUUGAAUUUUGGUUCCAAGGCAUGUGUUUUAAAUGCAUAGGAUUCAAUGGAUUUCUUUUGGAGCACAAAACAGAACAACCCCUGUUGAUGAGUUGUAAAGUGCUUGAAAUCUUACCUGCAGGAUCAAUGCUGCUUUAUCCAUCUCUGAAAAGUUGCAAGUAAAAAUGUAGCACCAUUUUUAAUGAAACUACAGGAGGUUACCCACCUUGGUUCUGAUUGUCACCCAAACUGGAGAUGAGAAGUACAAUUUAGAGAAAGCAUUCGUGAUCUAACUGACCUCUUUCUAGCGUUGUUCUAAGUUUCUGCAACAAGACCAAGAAUCUUAUGGACUUUUUUUCCCCCUGUAGACCAUGGGGCGGGGGGCAACUACUGAUCUGAAGCUUCCCAGUUCUUCCACCCCAUUGUAUAGUUCUCUUUCUCCUUAUUUUUACUGGCUUUUUAAAGCUUUUCUAUCUCAUUCCAGAACAACUGGAAGGAUAAAUAGUUUAAGAGAAACACAUUGAUUAAAAAAAAACAACAACCAAAACUAUGGCUAUACAAUUUGGGCGAAAUAGGUUUUUACCCCAUCUAUCCGAAAAUAGCUUGGUAAGAUUAAAAAGAAAUUACUUUCACUGGUUUUCCAGACCAGUAGAUUCAUUGGUCUUUUGUAAAAAAAAAAAAAAAAUUACAAGCCUCCUCCCUGUUCCCCUUUAAGUUUUGAGUAACAGGUAUUUUGACAGGUGAGUGGCCCUUCCCAUUUAUCAAAUUUGGCCCACGAAGCAGUUCAUGGUAAGGAUCUGGCCCAUUGGAUGGAUGGGGUGAACUGCAGAACCCCAAUUCAUUUACACUCCUGCAACUGAGAGCGUUGAAAGUGCCUACCCAGGUCCUUUAAUUAUUUCUCUGCAAGUGACAUGAGAAGCCAGAAUCUCUCCUCCAAGAACAUUUCCCCUGGAAUCCAACUGUUUAUAGCUGAAGUUUUUGGAGGCCGUGAAUUGUUAAUUAUUUUUCCAGUUUUGUUGUUGUUGUUUAGUCGUUUAGUCGUGUCCGACUCUUCGUGACCCCAUGGACCAGAGCACGCCAGGCACUCCUGUCUUCCACUGCCUCCCGCAGUUUGGUCAAACCCAUAUUAGUAGCUUCGAGAACACUAUCCAACCAUCUCGUCCUCUGCCCUUCUCCUUGUGCCCUCAAUCUUUCCCAACAUCAGGAUCUUUUCCAGGGAGUCUUCUCUUCUCAUGAGGUGGCCAAAGUAUUGGAGCCUCAGCUUCAGGAUCUGUCCUUCCAGUGAGCACUCAGGGCUGAUUUCCUUCAGAAUGGAGAGGUUUGAUCUUCUUGCAGUCCAUGGGACUCUCAAGAGUCUCCUCCAGCACCAUAAUUCAAAAGCAUCAAUUCUUCAGCGAUCAGCCUUCUUUAUGGUCCAGCUCUCACUUCCAUACAUCACUACUGGUUUUUCAAGUUUACAACCAAGCAAUUCAAUUCAUUCAGACAUUCAAAUCUCAAUGAAAGUUUUACUUAAGACUCAGUUCUGUUUCACACUGUGAAAACUUGAGACCAGUUCCAGCAUAGCGUCUUAUUCAUUUGUUUGAUUGCAUAUUAAAUGUGUACAUCUUAAUGCUUAUCCACAAUUGCUUCCAAGUUCUGAACUGGAAUCUGGAGUUCAGAAAAGCCAUGAAGACACCUGGGACUUUAAGCCUAGUGUGAACCAAGGCCUAGUGGGGCCAAGGACCAGGGAAAGUACCUCACAUCUCCAACAGUUAACAUUAUACCAAUGGGAGUUGUCUUGACUAUGGUGGGAUUAAUCCACUGCCAAUAUGCCAUGGUCCCAAUCCUGAUCCCCUUUGCUAUUUAGAGCUGGUGGGUUACCUUUUUUGGCCUGAGUGCCACAUUCAUCAUUGGACAGCCCUCUGGUGGUUCAGGGGCGACAUUUGGUGUGGUCACCUUAUUGCAGAUAUUAAUAUUGCACAGCUUGAAGCAACUGGAUGCAUAAAAACCUGACUCCUUUUGGAACAAAACAUUGUCUAGACCCACAAAUAUUGUUCAAAGCUUUACUAACCAGAACUUCUUCAAAACAGGUACAAAAAACAUGGAAGAUACAUCUACAUAAUACCAUAAGACAUAUGCCCGUCCAAGGCAUAGGUUCAUCUUCUUAGAAAUAAAAUAACUUAUAACCAGAGCUGACAAACAUAGCUCUCUCUCACACACAUAGGUUCCAUUAGCCUAAGCUCCUGUUACACUUCCUUCUCCCACGGAGCUUGGAAACAAAGAAAAACUCUUCCAAGAUGGCGAAUUUGCAAUUGAAUGCCUUCAUCAAAGUUAAACCCUCAGUUCAUUAUCAACUAGUUAGAGCUCAGAGAUGCAGCCAGUGUUAGCAAGAUACAUUCAGACAUUCUCAAUUUCAGAGUCAAUUAAAUCAUUAUACUUACACCUACUCACAACUCUCUCUCUCCCCCCCCCCCCAGCCCUCCACCUUCAGCUGCUCUGGCAGCAAUCCCCUCUCCCUACCAACUGAUGAGGGAGAUGUUCCCCAUCUGGCCUCUGGGCUUUCUCUGCCCGCCAUACUGACACAUCUACUUUAUUUUUUCAUUUUUGCCACCUCCAGCAAAAUCAGUGAGGUCCUUGGCUGGGCCAGACCCUUGGCUCAGGUUUAGUCACCUCAGAUUUAGAGUGUAUUGGGACGGGGAGAUUCACAGAAGUUGGGGCUGUGUUUUGCCCUGUUCAGCUAUACUUUUAUCUGUGAAGCACAGAUGUUAUGGCCCACUUUUGCUUCUACUUUCCUGGAAAUGAAGCCGCAACAUGUUGUCCCAGAACUGGUUCUCAUAGUCUACCACUGAAUGCUAAGUAACUAAUACUGAGGAACAGGCCCUUCCAUCUUUGUUACUUUUCUUACUGAGAAACACACUGCAUUUUAUCUUUCCUCUAACAAUUCGGCUCUUCUUUUCUUUUGGCAUCAUUGAUUUUUACAGACAUUCCCACCUUUUGAAAGCCAUCAAUUUCACAGCCUUUUAUGGUUUUCUGUUGGCUGCCAAUGGCUUCCCCCACACUAGGCAUCUUGAAAGUGAUCUUACCAGGGCUCUUGGAUCAGGGACAAAUCUUGGAGCGGGGCAUCUAAGCAUCAAGAACUCUCUUCAGUGCUUCCUCCAAGUGUCCAAAUCACAGCAGAGCUCGGUCACAGUGACUUGUCACUUGCUAGUCUGACUGAUGCAACUGAGUUGUUAUUUUUCUCUGUAAAAUGAGAUUUAUUAUCUCUUUACCCAAGACCCUUGAGCUACUUGGGAAAACACAUGUUGAUUCUGCAAAAAGUUAAUUAUACUCAGAUACAGUAAGCAUUUAGUGUUUGUAACAAAGAAAAUGAGCAGAUUAAAGCUACUUCUAUUCCAUAACACUUAGAUCUUCUCUUGUCUGAAUUUGUUUUAUCAAAGUAGCUACUAUAUGGUGGUCCUCUAUAAUCAGUAAUCUCAGUUACUGAAAAGCUCAUUUUGUACUUUUGUAUAUCUCAAUUAGAGUGUUUUGCUAUGAAAAGAGCAAAUAGUCUUUCACAACGGACAUUCCCCAUAUACCAGGAUUCUCGCAACUUCACUUUCCAGCAAUGACAACUCGAAGCAUUUUUCAAUCCAGAGCAGACGCUAGCCAGCUUCUUGUCUGCUUUAGAUUAGACUCCCACAGUUGACCUGGAUUUGAAUUAUGGAAAGGGUUCUUGUAUUCUCUUGAAUACUCGCCACCAGCACCACCUCAAAUACAAAUUCUGGCCAUGACCCAGAAAAGUGGGCAGUUAUUUCUUCCUGUUCAAGCCACACACACCAUGCCAUGUGGAAAACUCCUUUUGAAAAGGAUGAGACAUUUGAAAGGGACUUGUGCCCUGAGCCAGGCUUGCCCCAGUGCUUGGAUGUGCCUAAAAAGAGGGAUUUGGAUCUGAAUUACUGGCAUUAUAACCAAAGCUGUUAUUAGUUUGGGUUUCGCAACAGAAACACACACAAUUCUUCAAGAAACUACAGCAGGAAUUCACAAUGUGCAAAUGCAAGGCACAUAAACAAAUUUCAUUUUCACAGAAUCAUAGAAUUGGAAUGCAGGAAUAAGCAGCGGUCCCAUGCAGGGAUCGAACCUGCAACCUUGGUGUUAUCAGCGCCACCCUCUAACCAACUGAGCUAUCCAGGCUGAACUUAACUUGGUGUUAUUUUUGUCAUAUAUAUUGUUAGCCUUUAGACAGGACACAUCUUAAGAGGAAUGUUUUUGGCAUUAGCAUUGCCCUGAGAUAUUAAGAUUCUUAGCAUUGAGAUUGUUUUAGCAGAGAGGAUACGGCAUCGUUUAUACAGAUAUAGCACAUGUGUCAGAAAUGCCGUGCUUUAGUUCCAAAUGUUUGUAGUCUGCUUUCGUCAUGAACUCGUUAAGCCUCACAAUUGGGAUUUAUUAGGAAAGAGCCAAGCUUUCUUUAGCUGCAGAGAUUCAAAUACUGAGGUCUAAUGAAUUGUGCUGAGCUAAGGGGGUAAUCCAAUUAUCCUAGCUACCUAAAUGGCUUAGAAUUGGCCAUGAUAUAAGAGAUAAGGUGAGUGUAACCCUAUUAUUCCUGCCAUGUUCACAGUCGGGGGCAAAUUCUGUGCUCUGGAGAGUUGUGCAGUCCCUUUGACCUAUGGGAGGAUUUAAGUGGAAGCAGAGCACAAGAGCGGGGCUAAGCAUGGUUUCCGUUAGAGCCAACUCCAGAAUAGAAUUUCAUUCCUACAGGAAAUUCCACUGUGUUUGAAAUUUUGUUUCUGCUCCAAGGGAAAACUAGAAUAUCGGACUCAAAGUUCUGAAGUGUUUCAGUGUAGACAACAAAAAUUCAUCUGAUUUUCUGUCAUUGCUCACAGGGGAUGUACAUUUUGUUUUGUUGUCUGGCAAAAUUUUGAUAUACUUUAAAAUUUAAACAGCAAUAGGAGAAACACCCUUACAUUAGAUUGCCUCAACAAAUAUUUGCCAAACUUAAAUUUUAACUAACCAACCUUCUUGGGUAAUGCAACCCUCAGCUAGGCCCUUAAAAUUUAAAUAAAUUUGUUAGGGUGGUUAUAGCCUCUUCCUCCCAGUCUGUUCGGGGGGGGGGGGACUCCAACCCAGCAGAUUUCAUGGGAAACUGGGGUGCAGGUGGAGGGACAGUCCCCCCAAAUGGCCUCCCCCCUUCCACUGAUGGAUGCACCUGGGCUCUCCGUCCCUGGAGGCUUUUAAGCAGAGCUUGGCUGGCCACCUGUCCUGGAUGCUUUAGCUGAGAUUCUUGCAUUGGCAGGGGUUGGACUACAGGACCCUCGGGGUCCCUUCCAACUCAAAGAUUCUAGGAUUCUGUGAAGGGACACCAACCAGAUACCAACCUUAGCCUUUGCAACAGAAGACCUUUUGCUAUAUUUGCUGCGACAGACUCACAUGGCAGACUCUGGAAUUUGACAGUUUUAUCCCGCUUAUUACGCAGCUCCCUGGCAUAGCCCUUGAAGUGGUUUGCAACAACUUGCAAACAAUAAACUGCAAUGCAAUCUAAUAAUGCAAACAGCCAUUACCUGAAUCACAACACAUUCGUGCAAAAAACAAUUAGCAGCCACAUCCAUCCUUUGAAGGAGUAGCUGGUAAUGAAAGCUAGACAAUGAUGAUGCCAGCUAUCUCUUGUGUAAUCACAGCAAACCACAAGAGGCACCUCUCCUCUGGAUCUCAAUGCAAAAGCAAGCAAGUUUAGGUAUCUGUUAGUCAUUAAGAUGCUAGGAGAUGCUUACAGGGGUGCCACCUUGAUUAAAAUGGGGGGGGGCAGGUAAGCGCCGCUCCACAUAAUUGAUCACAUGCGCACCAUUUGAAUGGCAGUGCCCAUCAACUUGGGGUGUGUCCCUCUCAACUAUUUUACUGGGGGGCAAAGGGACCUCGGCCCCUAGGAGUUGGCCUCUGCACUUCAGAAUUGCAUGAGGAGCUUCCGACAAAACGUUGCCGCAUGGAGUUCUCAGGUGCUUCGGUCCAGCUGACCAGUCAUUUGUUUUUCAGAUAUACUCAGGGUCAUUUCUGCUCUCCUUGGUUCCUUACCCCCCACACCCCACCCCACAGCAGUCAAACAGCAUUCUGUCCUCAGUCAUCUUAUUUGAUGGGUCCCCCCCCCAGCUUUCUUUCUGAACUUACGCAAACCUUGGGUUUUCCCCAAACUACCUAUACCUGCCACUUGUUUGUGGGUGCGGCCCUUUCGGCUACCUAAGAAUGGGCUCUUGGAGCAGGAGUCCACUAGCGUUAUGUGCCAGGAAAUGACAACGCAUCAUUUGUCUCAUCUCUCCUUCGCAUCCCUGUGCGUCUCUUCCUCUGUCCUUUCCCAGGAUACGCCAUUCCUUUUCCUCUCCCAACUGGUUUCCCAUUUUCCCUCCUCUCAGCAAUUCAGCAUUCAGGGCAAAGGGGCAGGGUGUGCCAACACCCUUCACAAACCCGCAACACUCUCUCUUGCACCACGUGAACCUCAGGGGAUGCGGCCUUGGUGCGCAUGAGGAGGGCUGUGUGAAUGACCCUUAUAUGAACAGGAAAAAGGACCGUGUAUUUGGAGGAAAGCUGGGAUAGGAAUGAAGGAAGGGAAGCACUUCUCAUAAGCUCAUUUGCUUUAAUUGAAAACUGAAAAAGAGCUUUUAAAAAUUAGUGGCUAAACUUAGGUGAAUAGAAUAUUCUGACACAAGCUGAACUACAGAGGAGUUUCAGCCCCAUGACUGUCAUUUCCCACAGCAGAUGGAGGAGGAACCGGCCCAUCCCAAAAGAUCCCCACCAGCAUGGACCACCCAUUCCCUCUGCCACCCCUCCCCUCAUCUCCUCUCCCAACCCACAAGGGGAGAUGUCUCUGGUCUUCAUUCAGCCCUGGAAAGGGCUUAGAAAAAUUAGAGCCAGCAAAUCCUAAACUGGAACCAUGGCAGAGAGAACUCAUAUUUCUGAUGCCCUUUAAUCUGCCACAAAGUCACUUGUGCUAGACUUUACAAAGUAUUUGUUUCUCUGGUUUUCCAUCUGAGAGAUUGCCAGCUUCAUCUGGUUAAUUUGUCAAAAGAUUUGAUCAAUGUUGUGCUUGCUUCUAGCUGGACUCAGUUGCUGAAAACUCACUUCAGAAUUUCAUGAAACAUUGCCAGGCUGCAUAUUCAGAUCCAUUAGAAAAUAUUUUCAAUUAAGGAUAUGGAUUACAGCAUUACUUUGACCCUAGCCAAUUUUACAAUCAUCUUUCCCAGUGUGCUUUAAUCUGCUAUGCAGAUCCAUAUGGUAAAAAUUAUCCAUGAGGGAAUUAAUAAAAAAUGAGGCAAUUAAUCACAAAAGCAUAAGAAGCAUAAGAGGCCCUACUGUAAAAGCACUCAGGGGGUCUAUUGUCCUAUUGUUGUUGUUAAAAUUUAUAUACCGCCCUACAACCCACAGCAUUAUUUUAGUUAUAAAUAAAAAGAAUCAAGAAAUACAUAGGCAGCAGUAAAUGUGCCCUUCAAGCAUUUUUAACCAAUGCAAAUGAAUCACUUCACAAAGUGUGGGCAAAGAGGGGAAACGGCCUCAGUCCACUAUACCUGAAGGAGCAUCUCCACCCCCAUCAUUCUGUCCAGACACUGAGGUCCAGCUCCGAGGGCCUUCUGGCAGUUCCCUCACGGCAAGAAGUGAGGUUACAGGGAACCAGGCAGAGGGCCUUCUCAGUAGUGGCACCCGCCCUGUGGAACGCCCUCCCACCAGAUGUCAAAGAGAAAAACAACUAGCAGACUUUUAGAAGGCAUCUGAAGGCAGCCCUGUUUAGGGAAGCUUUUAAUGUUUAAUAGACUAUUGUAUUUUAAUAUUCUGUUGAAAGCCGCCCAGAGUGGCUGGGGAAACCCAGCCAGAUGGGCGGGGUAUAAAUAAUAAAUUAUUAUUAUUAUUAUUAUUAUUAUUAUUAUUAUUAUUACUACUACUACUACUACUUAGCCGGAUGCCGAAGAGAGCAGUGAGGCAUCUGGGCAAACAGAUUUGGUGGAGGAAGGCUCACAGUUGGGCUGCAACCACAAUAAGCCACCCCUUCCUCAUUUCAUUUUAAAAAAGCAAAGCAACAGAAACAGAAUGAAAGAGAAGGAGAAUUAUGUUUCCUCACAAGUUAGACAAGGCAUUGGCACAUAAGUAUGAAUUAUCAAUUACACUGAUGACACCAAUAAUAAUAAUAAUAAUAAUAAGCACCUUCAUACAAGUAUCCCAGAGCGGCUUACAAUAUAAAAACACAGAAAGAAAUAACAUGGUGUUAUUUGCCGUAUGCUUGAGCCCCAGGCCAACAGAGGAAGUUGCCCUCACAGGGGGCAGUUCCCUCUUUUGUCUCCUGUCCCCCCAUCUUGAGAAGGAGAGACCUGCAUUCAAACUUCAUAUAAAACUCAAACUUUGGAAGUUAUUGUGAAAGGCAGUUAAACUUGCACAAUCUGGACAUUCCUCCCUUCCUACUUAACAAAUAAAAAACUUUAUUGUUCACCUUCCUAUGGAACAAGUCCAAGUCCUUGUUAUUCCUUCAUUCUCCCCUUAAGCCCCCCUUUUAGGCAUUAUGCAUGAAAGUCUGUAGUAAUGAAAGAUGCAGUUCUUCCACAGCUGGAUUUGCGCUACGUAAGCAUUGUUUUCAUGGUGAUCCUGGGAAGAAUAUGUUAGCACAAAAUGGUCGUAAUCUGAUAUAGCAAACUGCAAUGUAUAUUUUCACCAAAAAUGCUACUACUCUCCUGCUCUUAAAGCCACCAUCCCAGAAUUUUGUUGUUAAAUAAAAUACUAAUGUCCUGAUCCACCACAUUGCUCCUCUGUAGCAGGGGUGUUAGGGAAAGGAAAGGGGGGUGGGGAGGACUUUGAGAAAUGAAAUAAAACAUAUGGAAGCCACAAACCAUAGAGCAGCUUUCUCCUUUACCACAUGUGCCUUGAUUGGGGUAACAGAUUUGUAGUUUUUGGGAACUUGAGUGUCGAACCCUUGUGUGAAAAGCCUGAAAAAGAUUACCUAUAAAUAAUCUGGCGUUGUUGAGUCCAGUAAUUUCCACUGCACAUUUACGGUGUGAUGAAAUUUAUAUUACUCACUUCAUUUAUCUUCGCAAAAACCUUUUUCCCAUUUAGCUCACAAAAGGGUAGCAAGUUAAAGUAUACAAGUUUAUAACUGAUCUGGAACUUAAAUCAAGGCUUCCCAGUCUCAGUACAUGGUGUAUCAGUUCACAUGGACAGUCUGCAAGUGCAAAAAAAAAGGAAAAAACAACUCACAUUUAUCAUCUUAAAAAACAAACUCAUUUGGGGUUUUCUGGUAACAUUACAAGGCUUGUCUUGCUGUUUUUUAACAGAUUAAAAUUAGCCGUGCUGCUGUUUUUGCUUUUGUUUUAUUGCAGUGGCUGGGACUGCAGAUCUCCUGAUUUCUCCAUCUAGGGGCAAAGGUGGCGGAAGCUAUUCUGCACUUUCUCUUUAGCUGCUAAGAAAACUGUGGUGGUGGGCUCUAUCCUAUGCUGUCGUCUUUCCUUUCUCUUAGAUUCUUGACCUGAACAAACGCAUGUCAGCUGUCGAGCGCAUGCUGAACCGUCUUGAGGAGAAGAUCCUAGUUCACCCAGAUGAGGUAAACUCAGGAAAGAGGACUUCACCCCCCCCCCAGAGGUUGUCCAUCCUAUUAUAUCAUAAAGGGAGUGUUUUGGAUAUUGUGGCCGUCAGAGAAGACUAGCAUUCACUUCCUUUUGGGAAAGAAUGGGUGAAUAGUUCAUCUCCUUCUUCCUCCAUUUGUCUGGUCCUCACACACCUCAAUGUGGUCCAUGUCAACCAUCCACUGGCAAAAUGGAAAAAUAAGAAGAUCAGAAAACCCAGAAAACAUUAGUUUCCCAUCCUGAGAAAGCACCAUGUUGGAAGCUGAUCACCUCAUUCAGAAUUCAUCAUGGAGCACUCUCCUUUCCAAGAACUUGCCCUGACACAACAAAUACCAGCACUGACCUAAUAAUGCAGUCAGCUGAAAACACUAACUAUGUGAAUAUUGUUGCAAACAGUGCUAUUUUUCUAGAAAAAGAGGUGCUGGAACUCACUGUGAACGCCUCCCUUAUUCUUUUAGAAUGGCAAAGGCGCUGGAAUUCAGUUCCAGUGAGUUGUGGCUAGGAAAAAAGCCCUGGGUGUAACAGGUUUCCUCACCCACUUAGGCCUGCUGCAUAUGGUGCACAGACAGGUUGGUUGCUGCCAAACACUAAUCUCAUGCGCUGGGUGCUCCAAACCUUUAGAACAGGUGAGCAAUUAAAGGCAUGCAUUGGCCAUGUCAUGUGAAGUGAGAACUGCCUUGGAGAUGUUGUGCGUGACAGAGCCAGCACCCAAGAAGGCUGCAGCUGCUGCAAGUGUAACUUUUCUCUGUGCUUUUAAUAGGUGUUUGACACUGUUUUUUGUUAGUGAUUUUUUUCAACAGCAGCUAUGCUGCCCAUUUAAUGUACAAGUGGAAGACAACCCCUAUUUUAUGUCUCCACAUUGAAACUACUUAAUGGGCAGGUGGCAUGGUGUGGUUCUUCUUCAUUUCCACACCACCGAGUUAAAUGUUCAGUGAUGGCAAAAAAACUGGACUUUCUUUCUUUCUUUCUUUCUUUCUUUCUUUCUUUCUUUCUUUUCUGCAAAAGGGAAAUGUGUGAGCCCAAUUAGGACGCACAGACUGGCUAUCAUUGCAUUCACGUAACAAGAGAGCUCACUCUGUGGUGGCUAUGCCACAUAGUCAUGUAUUUAUGAAGGCCAGAAAAAGUCCUUGGUCUCUGCAGAUUAUAAUUUAUCAGCAAAGGAAAACUUUCUCCCAACAUGGCUCAGGUUGCAAAGCUUUCCAUAGAUAGGAGCUUGUAAAUAGGGGGGGGGGGGGGAAUGGUGUUUGAAAUGAUGAGUGUGGCUUAGUCCUUGUUUCCAGGCUUUAGAGCUCAUCAUUUUCACCUUGUGAUGCUUACUAAAGAGGCUGCCACUGACUCCGUGGUGGGGUGGGCAAGAACAAAUAAAUGUAAGUUCAGAACUUGCCAUGGGAAAUCAGGUGGGUGGGCAGGCAAGGCAUGGGGCUUGGACAGGGAUGAAAGCUCUCCAAAGGAAGACUGGCCGGGGGAGGGAUGCAUGGAGGUAGACAGGUGGACAAGCGAGCAAGCGCCAGCCUGACACCUAGAGGCCCCUUCAGCUGGGCAGCCAAGCUGCUCACUUGCCUGCCUAGUCAGCCUCAGCAGGGAAAGCAAUAGAACCCCCAGGUUCAGGGAUAGUCUACCUCUGAAUACUAGGCAGGGCACCAUGUUCUUGUUCUGCUCAAGUGGGAAAAUCUCUUGGGUUGGUCCUGAGGCACAUUAAAGCAUGAACUGGAUGGCUGAAGUAAACUGAGUAUUGCUGGUCUGACUGUCUGUCUGUCUGUCUGUCUGUUGCUAGCCUCCAGCUCCGGAGUCCCCUACUGAUCCUAGCAUAGAAGAGAAGGAACUGAGGAGGAAACUAGAAGAGCUGGCAAGAAACAUCAGUGACAAAGCUGUUUCUUCUGAUGAAGAAGAGGAGGAGAAGGAGGGCAGAAUGAAGCAGGAAGGGUCCAUACCAGAAAUAAGCUCGUCUAGCGAUGACCCGCCUACUGAUGCCAAGAAGGUAUGGUCUUCCUUGCAUUUGGCUUUCUUUUCCUUCUGCUUGUUAUAUUUUAUGGAAAGUAGUCUUCAUGCAUCUAAGCUAACUUGCCUUCUGGUAUGAUCAGCCUAACUCAUCUAGCUAGUUGCUAUAACGCAGGUCUUGGGGUGGAUUCGAACCGCCUAAUUGUGCAUCUUGCAGGUGAUGAUUGCAAUCUCUGCUGAAAUUGUCCAUAUGAUUGAAUGGAGAUGAUGAUUCUGCAAGGGGGGUGGUGGAUGAUAUUCAUAAUCACCAUGUGGGCAAUAAGGUUUUUGUAAAUCCACCCUUAAGUCCUACUAACAAAUAACACUUAGGGUCACACCAGAUGUGGCACUGGGAGAUUUAUGAACAUAUCUCAUAGUGUUUGGAUAGCAGUCAUGGGGUCUAUGGCCCUGGGGUAUUUGCAUUUAAUCUUUCCCUCCACUGAAUUUCCCCAGUUUUUGUCCCAUUGGGGCAAGCCAGGCAGGUACCAUGUGAGGCAGAGGCAGCAGCUUUGAGGGAGGGCCCUAGUUUCAUGAUUAGAACAGAAUGAAGGAAGAGGGUUUGUUUAAUUUUAUUUAUGUAUUCAUUGAAUUUAUAUCCCACCCUUCCUCCUUGGGAUACCCUUCUGAUCACUGGAUCCUGUGCAAUGCCCUCUGUAGCAAAAAGACAGAUCUAGGGUAUGACCCACAGUAUGUUUUGGGUGUGUGAUGCAUUGAGACAACUGCAUGGUUGUCCUGGUGGCCAUGAAGUCUUGAGUUGGCCCAGACGAGGCAUCAGCAUGGAUGUCCCUCAGAACAAAUGCCCUGGGGUUCUCCAACACUGCACUGAAGACUGCCUCUGCCUCUGGUGGACUGAACACCAAGAUCCCUGUUCUGUCUCUGCUUCCCAACAUCCAAAUACAAACCCUCAUGUCAAGCUCCCAGAUGGACUGGUCUCCUGGUGACAAUGGUGGGGUUUUUAUGGAUCACUGCCAUUCUCCCCCCUUGCUCCUCCAAAAUUGACUGAUGCCGCACUGAAUAUCCAGGUGGGCAAAGCUGGGUAAGGUCACCCACCCACCCUGAGCUCACCCAGCUAGGUCUCUGUCAUGCACAGCAGAUCAGCCACUUCAUCCACGAUCAGAUCUAUUGCAGACUGAGCUGGCAUUAAGUAACAGCACCAUCAGAUGGGAGAGCAGACCAACAUGGCUACUCCAGUCUCUGUUGGGGGCUGAGCAGGGGCAGCAAGUGUCAAGUGGCUCCAUUCUUCUAUGGCAAUAUUGCCUACCCCCCAUUCUAUACCUCACCGUCCCGAAGACCCUAAUAACAGCAGUCCCCUGAACUCCCUCUGACCCAGGCAGAUGGUGCUGUUACUGGUUCCCCUCUCUCCCCCAGGACCCCUGCUCAGUCCUGCAACAAGAGAGCUCAAAAAUGCAUUACCAUCCACCAAGCAUCCGGCAGAUGUAUCCAUGAAUGGGUUCCAUGCUCCAGGGGUGUCCAUUUUCACUGCCUCAGUUCCAUGAGAUCUUGCCAUUAGCUGCCACCAAUCCUCUGGUGGCCGUGGCAGGGGCUGGUGGGGCACCACCCCAUGGGAUUCGGCCACCCGAGGCGGCUGCUUCAGUCUGCUCUCGUGAGGUCACUAUCCCUCAGAACCCCUCUCUCACCCAAGAGGCUGGCUUAAGUGCACAGAAACCAUGCUGGUGGUUCCUGGCACUCACUCCGGAAUCACAUCCAUUGUCCUGUGUUGCAGCCCCACUUGGAUCCAGGGCCUCCCCAGAACUGCUACUCCACUUUGAAAUGCCAAGUGGCAUCUCUGAUCGCUGGCCUCUUGAUACCGCAUCUAGUUGCACCCUAAAAGCUGGAAUCCUAACAAUACUUACUGUGAGCGAAGCCCCAUUUGAAACCUGCAGGACUGACUUUUGAAGAGCGACUGGCUGUUUAGUAUGUUUACAAACUGGUUCAUGCAGAUCCUCACUCCAUGCAUGUUACAUAUAUCGUGUUUCAAGCAAACCGUUAAACUUAAUGUCAGCCUGUUAUUUUCAGGCAUUUGCAUGUCGGAGCUCAAGGGUUCUCCAACUUCCCAUGACUACAUAUGAGUAAAACAACUAAGAAUCUAAUCUUAAACACAUCUAAUAAAUCUAUCAAACUCUGUAGGACUUCCUUCUGAGUAAAUGUACUCUAUAAAUUUUCAGCUUUGCCAGAUCCAUUAGCCUAGGCAGGAAUGUUAUUCUUCUUAAACUGAAAAGCCUUUGCCAAACAAAUGGUUUUUGCCAUUGCUAAAACACUGCUCUAAGCCAUUACUAUCUCCAUGCAGUGAUUAAUGAGGCAUUUCCGUCUCUGAUUCCAAGAGUCUAUGGACCCGUAUUGAUAGUUUUGGCCAAUAUGUGUCUGGUUGUAACACAUGAAGGACAAGGAAAGAUUCAAGUGUAAUUUUAAAAUGGAGGAGUGUGUGUCUGGCAUCUUUGUGAGCACUUUUCCUUUUGAGGGGCUACAUUAACACAAAAUGCAAAAAGUUGCAUUCCUUUGGGUUCCUAAUGGCUUCUUUGUCAAUCCUGCCCUGUUUGAUUGUUUCCGAGUCUCAUUCUGCCCCUCUGAAUGAACAGUCAUAGCACUGAUCUUGAGCCAGGUUCUCUAUAUCACUCUGUGAAAGGCGACUUUCAUCUUCAUCUAAGAGCAGGAGCGUUUUUUCUCAUGAGAUCUUUCAUGUUGUUCAUCAGCAGCUUGUGGGGUUGGGCUAAAAGAUCUUCAAAAAUGUAGAUACUCGGAAGAGAAAAUGGUGAGAUGCUAAUGAGAGGGGUGAUUAGUAGAUAUUUUAGAUAGAGUAGUGCCUCCUACAAACACACAAACAUCCAAUUCAGAAAUUGCUCAGAUGAACAGAAGUAAUUUUUCUUCGUAUCUGAACUUAAAUUAAAAUUAGUGUUUUGAACAUCUGAAAUAUCCCUCAUUAUCCCCCCUCCCAGGCCACAUUGCUGCAUUUCAAAGACACAGCAGUAUUUUGUACCACCUGGAGCAGGAGUUGAGCUGACCUGGGCAUCCAGUUCCAUAGUCUUUGCCCAGGUCUAGUAUUGCCAACAAGCCCAGAUCAAAUCUGGCCAGAAAAAAGACUCUGGGGAAUGGAAAUGUGAUCCAGAUGAAUCCCCAGGAGCCAUAAUUCCAAACCUGCCAGCAGAUUCCAAUAUAUUCUGUAAUUUGACAGUGACUCUAUUCAAUAUUAAUUCAACAUAAAAAAUCGCAAGGUACAACCCACCUCGAAUUUGCACAUCUUUAAUUGGAAUCAUAGAAUCCCCUCCAGAAGAUGGCGGACGUAGUUCCUAGAGCGCCCCUUCUUAAACAUGCCAAGGUGGGCGCAGCAUUCAUGCUCUGCUUCCUUGGUAGUGUUCAGGAUGAUGCUGAAGUCUGUACCAGGCAGUUUCGUCUUGCUAGAGGGCCCAGCAGCGUCAUAUUGAGAUCUCUGAAGAUUCUUGCAGAGAGCUGAGCAGGGUAGCAUACAAAAUAAAUUCUGAAAAAUCAUCAGCUUGUAAGGCUUUCUUAAUUUAUUUAUACUUCUACUAGUUUACUUACAUUGCAUGUUUUGUUUCUGUUGCACUUUCACAAAUGAAAGUGAAAAGACAACAUUUUUGCAAUAGUGAAUGACAAACGCAAGCAGUGACUUUGCUGGCAGCAGUUAACCUGCUCUUUACAAUUUCUCGGCCAUUGUAAUAUCAGGUAAAGAUUUCACUGAGUUUCACAUGUAUAUAGCCAUUGUUAUACAUGACCAUUCGUCUCCUACAGAGACCCUGCACACUGCAGUAACAAGCUGGACUUCAAGAUCUGGAUCAGUGUUUCAUUGCAUUCAUUUCAGACUUCAUUACCAUCAAAGGCAUCUUUUUUUGAAUGUGCAGCAGCCACAAUCCUGAAAUGCGCAUGCCGUGUGAAGCAUUGUCAUUCAAAGCUGGGUUUCACUGAGAUGGCUCUAAAGACGGAUCACUCUAGUCUUUUUAUAUUCAUCCAGACUUACGAAGUGGAAAUAUUGCAAAGCUGCUUAGGAAACGUUAGUCAAGCAAAGUACAUAAAAACAAUUGUACAAAUAAGAAAUGUGCUCAUGAAUCACUGUUGACAAACUACAAAUGAAUACAUGCAAACUUCAUAGGCAAACGCCACAUCAAUACACUGUUGAACGCAUCAGAUCUAAAAAAAUAAGAUUAUUUUUUAAAUCUGCAAACCAGCAGAAAAACGAAGAUAGCAUAUUUUGGCAAACCCACCGUAAUCUAUUUGGGGGUUCUCUUGCUUUCCACCUUCAUCAUUUUUAAUGGACACCAAUUAAAAGUCCUAAUAUUCAGUGUUGCCUACACUAAUUUUAAUUGCUUUCUGUGCAUACAUUAGUUGUUCAGCAAUUGUAUAUCGAAUUAGCACUCAUCAUGUAGUGCAGACAUGCCUGCUGAGAUGCUGUUUCUCUUUUUGCCCUUGGUCCCAACCCCGAGGUUGACCUCAGAAAUGGGGGCAGGUCCAUGUAGUUUGUGCCCACUAAUUGCCAUGUACAAGCAUCAGAAGGGUUGUUCCUUGGGAAAUCUCAUCUCCCAACUUGGCCUUUUUUCAGCCAUCCCACAGAUAUUUAGCUUUAGUUAGCAUGUUUAGUAUUCUGGGCAUCAGCCCUAGUGAUUUAGCAAGUUUGAUCAGCCUCUUGCCAGCCCCCUCCCCUGCCCCCCAUUCAUGCUGCCCCUCCAUUCUCAAGAAGGAAAGUCUUUAGAGAUGAUGCAGACCUAGGAUUGCCAUAUUUCAAAAAGUGAAAAUCCGGACACCAAACUCAUUGAGCUUUUUUUGGAAUAUCUCAAUGAAGAAGAAGUUUUUGAGCUAUUUUAAAGAAAACUCACCUAAAUCUACACUUCCUGGACAUAUCAGCUAUUUCUGCCUGGACACUGCCAAAUCCUGGCUAUGUCCAGGAAGUUCUGGAUGUAUGGCAGCCCUGUGCAGACCUAAAUUAGGGAGGCUUUGGGCCAAUGUAAUCAUGCACAAUUGAGGUUGCACAUCCUUUGUACAGGGCCAUGUGAUAAUGCACAUACAAUCCUGACAACAUUUACAUCCCCAUCAUCCAAACCACAUGAAGAGAUGUGUCUAACAUUAGCAUCUACUCAGUUCAGCCAGCAAAUUGCUCAUUUGUGGACAGAAUCCUUCUCAGAAUCCUUCUCAGAGUCUGAACACCAGCCAGCUGAAUGAAGAGCACUUGUGAAUAGAGCAGCCAUGAACUGUGUUAGGGAUCCCAGCAAUAUCCGAGAGCAGAAGCUGCAUGUACAGUCCUAAUGAUCCAUCCUUGUAGUACCGUAAAUGGCACAGGUUUCUAAGACACCUGUGGAGCAACAGGUAUCUCAAACAGAAAACAGAGGCAAAAGGAAUCAACCCCUGAUUCAAGUUUCAUCUUCAUAUCACAUCUUCCUAAACCUGAAACUGAGGUUAUAAACUUCUGUUUCCCUUUGUGCCAGGCAAUUAAGAGUGCCUCUGAGAUGGGAUUUUCCAUUUCAUUUAUAAAAGUGAACACUCCUCUUCAAAUACUUAUGAGCAGGGUUGAGGCAAGCAAACUCCUGCUUAUCUGGAUCCUCCUCUUACCUGGAUCCUGCAGGCAUACGGACCCCCUUCCCCCAGGGCCCCGUCACUUAUCUGGGCAGCGAGUGGGUACUCCCACUGGGCUCAUUUUCCCCGCUGGGCUUGGGACUAGGACUGCCAGUCCCAGAAUCCUCUGCACAGAGUCAAGUUUUCUGUUAAUGGAUACUUGGACUGGUAACCCCAAUCCCAUUCCUGUCAGGAAAUGAUGCUCUGCCUGGGGAGCAACUCCCUGUUCCCUGACCCAAGGUAAGUUUUGGGUGUAACAUUAUUGACAGUCUGCCUCCCAAGGGUGAAGAUAAUAAGAGCCUGGCCGGUCCAGCAUUCCGUUUCCCACAGUGGCCUCCAUGCUAAAGGAUGGGGGAAAUGUAGACGAAGGGUUUGCUUUCAGAGCCCCAUCAUUACCACUGCACACAGGGUGCCUGCAGGCCUUCACCCCCAUCACUCAGCCCUGAACCCUCUGCAGCCCCACUGCAAGGAGGGCAAAUGCCAACGCCUGCCGUGCUAGGCAAUGUACGGGUGCAUCUGCACGGCCAGCCCAGCUUUCUCUUUGGCAACCCCCCUCUCUGUGAGAGAAUCACCCCUUCAUAAUGGUUACAGUCUUCUCUUGGGAGCACUCCAGGACAAGCAGAAAGCUUAUGGAUACAUUUGGACUAUGUUCUGUGUGUGGCUGAACUGUGUGAUGUGUCAAUUUCAAAAGUACACAAUUAAGGAGAAAUGUCCGAUGUACGGUAUCAAUAUUGUUUUGCUACCCUGACAGUGAAAAUUGCAUUAUGCACAAUGACAAGGAUCCCUGGGCAGUAGUAACGCAUCAUCCAGCUUCAUCCUUAAGCACUGCCAUAUAUGAUGCAUCUGAGAUUGCAGGGCAGCAGUUGAAGAAGGAGCAAAAAGGGUUUUCUUGUGUGUGUGUGUUUCUUUGUGGCUGAUUGGCUGCUCUCCCUGUGCAAAGGUCAGAGGGGGCCGGGUUUCUGUUGAGGCAGGUGAUUAGCUGUGGGAGGAGCUUAUCAGAGAUUGCAGGGCAGCAGUUGAAGAAGGAGCAAAAAAGGGUUUUCUUGUGUGUGUGUGUUUCUUUGUGGCUGAUUGGCUGCUCUCCCUGUGCAAAGGUCAGAGGGGGCAGGGUUUCUGUUGAGGCAGGUGAUUAGCUGUGGGAGGAGCUUAUCAGAGAUUGCAGGGCAGCGGCUGAAGGAGGAGCAAAAGGGUUUUCUUGUGUGUGUGUGUUUCUUUGUGGCUGAUUGGCUGCUCUCCCUGUGCAAAGGUCAGAGGGGGCAGGGUUUCUGUUGAGGCAGGUGAUUAGCUGUGGGAGGAGCUUAUCAGAGAUUGCUGGGCAGCAGUUGAAGAAGGAGCAAAAAGGGUUUUCUUGUGUGUGUGUGUUUCUUUGUGGCUGAUUGGCUGCUCUCCCUGUGCAAAGGUCAGAGGGGGCAGGGUUUCUGUUGAGGCAGGUGAUUAGCUGUGGGAGGAGCUUAUCAGAGAUUGCAGGGCAGCGGCGCGCGCCUAGCGGCGCGCACAGUUUGAUCCAUCUUUUAGAUUUAGGGGAGCUAGUCUCAAACGUUUGUUGGGGAAGACCUACGUUUUUUUUGUGGGGGGAGUUAUUUUUCCUGUCUUCACGCUUUUUAUGAUGGAGGACCACUGUAGCCAACCCCAACGACACGUUCUCAAGAUGGAGGGGGAGGGAACAGCUGCAGUUGCCUGCGGUUCCUGCGCAAUGCUUGCCAUCUUGCCAAAGGUUGCAGGCAGCUUUACCUGCAGCAAUUGCAUGUUGAUUGCCCUCUUAAAAGACAAAGUCCAGCAACUGGAGGAACGUGUAGCUACGCUCCAAAGAAUUAGAGAGCUGGAGCUCUUCUUGGAAGCAACAGAGCACACCGUCUCCACCAAGGAGGAGACAGGGGACUCCCCUGAGAAGGACGCUAGUUCACCAACACAGGAGCCAGAUAUAUGGAGAAACGUGACUCAAAGAAGUAGGAGGCCCAGGGUUCGCUCUGAUUGUUUAGAAAUACACAAUCGCUUUGAGGUCCUCUCCCCUAGCAUGGAAGACGAAGAGCAGACUCCAUUUGAGGAUCUCUCCCUCAUUACAGUCGAUCAGGUAUAUGAAGACGAGCAGCAAAGUCAGUCCUCAGGGAAUGUGCAGGCGACCUUGGAGCGGACAGCUCACGGAAGAACCCCGGCCAAACCUAAGAGGAGGCGUGUAGUGGUGAUAGGGGAUUCCCUACUGAGGGGAACAGAAGCAGUGAUCUGUGGGCCUGACAAGAUGUCUCGGGAAGUGUGCUGUCUCCCGGGGCUAAGAUCCAAGAUGUAACUGAACGACUGCAAGGAAUCAUAAAACCCACUGACAAAUACCCCUUCCUCUUGGUUCAUGUGGGAACCAAUGACACUGCAAGCAAUAGCCUCCAGAAGAUCAAAAGAGACUACGAGGCUCUGGGCAGGAAAUUGAAGCAAUUAAAUGCACAAAUUGUGAUCUCAUCUGUCCUCCCAGUUGAACGAGCGUGGCCCAGCGAGAGAGGGAAAAUAGUGGAAGUGAACAGCUGGCUUCGCAAAUGGUGUAAACAGGAACGGUUUGGAUUCUUAGAUCACGGACUGCAGUUUCUUGAAGAUGGACUUCUGGCAAGCGAUGGGCUGCACCUCACAACGGUUGGGAGAAAUGUUUUUGCCAAAAAUCUCAGAAACCUCAUCAGGAGGGCUUUAAACUGACUAAUGUGGGGAGGGAGAUAGUGCUCCUGAAGGUAGGAGUCUAUCAAUUGAUGAAGAUGAUCAUCCAAAUGUCAUAGACCAAAUGGAGCAAACAGCACACAGACCUAGUGGUGGGAGGAAAAAAUCCUUAAAUAAGAGUCACGGGGAAAUGAUUAAUGGACUUCAAUGUCUGUACACUAAUGCGCAAAGCAUGGGAAAUAAACAAGAUGAGCUUGAGCUCUUGGUACAGCAAACUAAAUAUGACAUAAUAGGCAUCACUGAAACCUGGUGGGAUAAGUCCCACGAUUGGAAUGUAAUAAUGGGGGGAUACAAUCUAUUUCAGAGAAACAGACCAGACAAGAGAGGAGGAGGAGUGGCGUUAUAUGUCAGGGAUGUGUAUACCUGUGAAGAGAUCCAAGAUUUAGAACCUCAAAGCCAAAGUGAGAGCAUUUGGGUCAAAAUUAAGGGAGAGAAGAAUAACAGUGACCUCAUUGUGGGAGUUUACUAUAGAUCCCCAAGCCAAACGGAGGACAUAGAUGAUGCCUUCCUGGAACAGAUGGCCAAGCAUGCAAAAGGAGGGAGAUAGUAGUAAUGGGGGACUUCAAUUACCCGGAUAUUUGUUGGAUGUCAAACUCAGCCAAGAGCAUAAGGUCAAACAGAUUCCUCACUGGCCUUGCAGACAACUUCAUUGUCCAGAAAGUGGGAGAAGCAACAAGAGGAACAGCCAUUUUAGAUCUGGUCCUAACCAAUGUUGAUGACCUGGUUAGUGGGGUAGAAGUGGAAGGAUCAUUAGGCGCAAGUGAUCAUGCUCUUCUGAAGUUUACUAUACAGCGGAAAGGAGCAGCCAAGCAUACUAGGACUCAAUUUCUUGACUUUAAGAAAGCUGACUUCAUAAAACUUAGGGAAGUGCUGGGUGAGAUCCCAUGGACAGUAAUACUAAAGGGAAAGGGAGUUCAUGAUGGCUGGGAGUUUGUUAAGAGGGAGAUACUAAAAGCACAACGUCAGGCAAUACCAAUGAGACGGAAACAUGGAAGGUGCCUAAAGAAGCCAGGGUGGCUAUCUAAAGAACUUUUAACUGAGUUAAGAUUAAAAAAGGAUGUGUACAAAAAAUGGAAAAGGGGAAACCACCAAAGAGGAAUUCAAACAAAUAGCCAGCACGUGUAGACACAAAGUCAGAAAAGCUAAAGCACAGAAUGAACUCAGGCUUGCUAGAGAGGUUAAAAGCAACAAAAAAGGCUUUUAUGGGUAUGUCCGUAGCAAAAGGAAGAACAAAGAAACAGUGGGGUCACUCAGAGGAGAAGAUGGUGAAAUGCAAACAGGGGACACAGAAAGAGCUGAACUCCUCAAUGCCUUCUUUGCCUCAGUCUUCUCCGAUAAAGAAAACAAUGCCCGACCUGAAGAAUUUGGAGCAAAUGAUUCAGCAAAGGAAACACAGCCCAGAAUAACUAAGGAGAUAGUACAAGAAUACUUGGCUAGUUUAGAUGUAUUCAAGUCUCCAGGGCCAGAUGAACUGCAUCCAAGAGUAUUAAAAGAACUGGCAGAUGUGAUCUCAGAACCACUGGCAGUCAUCUUUGAGAAUUCCUGGAGAACAGGCGAAGUCCCGGCAGACUGGAGGAGGGCAAAUGUUGUCCCUAUUUUCAAAAAGGGGAAAAGAGAGGACCCAAAUAAUUACCGCCCAGUCAGUCUGACAUCAAUACCAGGGAAGAUUCUGGAGCAGAUCAUUAAGCAAACAGUCUGUGAGCACCUAGAAAGGAAUGCUGUGAUCACCAAUAGUCAGCAUGGAUUUCUGAAAAAUAAGUCAUGUCAGACUAACCUGAUCUCGUUUUUGACAGAAUUACAAGCCUGGUGGAUGAAGGGAACGCAGUGGAUGUAGCCUACCUUGAUUUCAGCAAGGCAUUUGACAAGGUGCCUCAUGAUAUUCUUGUAAAGAAGCUGGUAAAAUGUGGUCUUGACUAUGCUACCACUCAGUGGAUUUGUAACUGGCUGACUGACCGAACCCAAAGGGUGCUCAUCAAUGGUUCCUCUUCAUCCUGGAGAAGAGUGACUAGUGGGGUGCCACAGGGUUCUGUCUUGGGCCCGGUCUUAUUCAACAUCUUUAUCAACGACUUGGAUGAUGGACUCAAGGGCAUCCUGAUCAAAUUUGCAGAUGACACCAAAUUGGGAGGGGUGGCUAACACCCCAGAGGGCAGGAUCACACUUCAAAACGACCUUGACAGAUUAGAGAACUGGGCCAAAACAAACAAGAUGAAUUUUAACAGGGAGAAAUGUAAAGUAUUGCACUUGGGCAAAAAAAAUGAGAGGCACAAAUACAAGAUGGGGACACCUGGCUUGAGAGCAGUACAUGUGAAAAGGAUCUAGGAGUCUUGGUUGACCACAAACUUGACAUGAGCCAACAGUGUGACGCGGCAGCUAAAAAGCCAAUGCAAUUCUGGGCUGCAUCAAUAGGAGUAUAGCAUCUAGAUCAAGGGAAGUAAUAGUGCCACUGUAUUCUGCUCUGGUCAGACCUCACCUGGAGUACUGUGUCCAGUUCUGGGCACCACAGUUCAAAAAGGACAUUGACAAACUGGAACGUGUCCAGAGGAGGGCAACCAAAAUGGUCAAAGGCCUGGAAACGAUGCCUUAUGAGGAACGGCUAAGAGAGCUGGGCAUGUUUAGCCUGGAGAAGAGGAGGUUAAGGGGUGAUAUGAUAGCCAUGUUCAAAUAUAUAAAAGGAUGUCACAUAGAGGAGGGAGAAAGGUUGUUUUCUGCUGCUCCAGAGAAGCGGACACGGAGCAAUGGAUCCAAACUACAAGAAAGAAGAUUCCACCUAAACAUUAGGAAGAACUUCCUGACAGUAAGAGCUGUUCGACAGUGGAAUUUGCUGCCAAGGAGUGUGGUGGAGUCUCCUUCUUUGGAGGUCUUUAAGCAGAGGCUUGACAACCAUAUGUCAGGAGUGCUCUGAUGGUGUUUCCUGCUUGGCAGGGGGUUGGACUCGAUGGCCCUUGUGGUCUCUUCCAACUCUAUGAUUCUAUGAUUCUAUGAUUCUAUGAUUCUAUGACUGUACUUGAUGAGCUCUGUGAUAUAGUCAUUUUGCUGAACUGAUAUGCUUGGUGGCUGCAUUGUUUAUAAUCUGCCGGAUUAAAAAGUGGCAACUCUACUUUCUGGUGUUCCUGUUGGUGUCUGCCCAAGUUGGUGAGGUUGGGGAGGAAAGGGGCUUGAAAGGAAAGGGACUGAUAAAACAGGCUUCACUUGGGGAGGCACUGUCCGCCAUGAGCCGUGUGGCUGGGCAAGAGCCCCGCUCCCUGGGCAUGUAGAAUCAUAGAAUCAUAGAGUUGGAAGAGACCACAAGGGCCAUCGAGUCCAACCCCCUGCCAAGCAGGAAACACCAUCAGAGCACUCCUGACAUAUGGUUGUCAAGCCUCUGCUUAAAGACCUCCAAAGAAGGAGACUCCACCACACUCCUUGGCAGCAAAUUCCACUGUCGAACAGCUCUUACUGUCAGGAAGUUCUUCCUAAUGUUUAGGUGGAAUCUUCUUUCUUGUAGUUUGGAUCCAUUGCCCCUCCAGGUGCCUUCCCUGCCGGAAGAGCCGUCUCUCAGUGGCAGAGCACAAGCUUUGCAGGCAGAAGGUCCCGGGUUCCAUCCUCGGUAUCUCCAAGUCAGGCAAAAUCACGUUUUACUGCCUGAUGCAAAACGGAAAUGUGUUGCCCCUCGCCCCAUCAUUCCCAUGCCCCGUUGCUGAAGUCAGCAAGGACUGAGGUAUUCUGGCACAAGGCUUUCUGGCAUCAGGACAAGUGGGUGGGGUGCUGCCUCCGGCACUUCCACUGCCUGAGGCAGGUGCUUCACCUCCCCUCAUGGGCAGGCUGGCUCUGCUCCAGCUCAGCUAAGACUGGGAAGAGCCCUGCUGCAGCUGGUCGGUGCAGUCAGUGUUGAGGUAGAUAGAGCAAUGGGCUGACAGAGGGCAGCUCCCUUGUUCCUUUCUUCUGAGAGAGCAGCACCCCGUGACAGCUCUGCCAUCCACCUUUCGGGAAUAGUAGGGGCAGCCCCUUCUAUUUCGCCACCUGAGGUGACAUGAGAAGGUACCACUAUUGCUGCUUCAUUUCCUGGGGUCACACAGCCGGCAGUGGCUGUUCCCCGAAGCUGCCACCACGCAAUGCUGGUAGCAGCAGGAGCGGGGGGGGGGGGACACACGUGUGGAGUGGCUCCCCCAAGGGAUUCCACCGCCCAAGGUGGCUGCUUCCAUCUGCCUCAUGGGCCAGCCGGCCCUGGAAACAUGAGCCUUAUUAGAUAGGCAGAGUCUCAUGGGCUAAUGACCUGUGGAACUCAAGAUGGCUACAGAAACAUUGUUUAAUGAGAGAGACCACUUUUUACCUGGGGGUGGGGUGGGGACAGCACAGUGGAGACCUCCAAUGAGUAAGUAAUCCUUCACAAUGCUGCUUGAAAUUCAGAAGUGACAUUCCAAACAUGAAUAUGAUAGUGGCUUCAGUACUGAAUUCAAGGCAGCAGAGAUGACUACCUUGCCCUGGGCUUCCUAAAUCUGAAAUCAUCUUAAUUUGAAUAUUUUUUGACUGGGGGUGGGGUGCUCAUAUUCCUCAGUUCUAAAAUCAGUUCAGCAUGAAGCUUGCAAUGCAAUCACUGAAAUGUCCAUUUAAUAUGCAGAUGGUGAUGAUGGCGCAUGUAGAAAGUCAAGAUUUGAAUGCUGUGGCGACAUGCUGAAUAUGUAUUUCAAAUGUGUGAAUUCACAUGGUAUAAAUCCUAUUUCCCCACCCCUCUGCAGUCCUCCAUCUCCAUAAUGAUUUGGUUUCCUCUUAGCCCACCUGGCAUUGUCCUGAGCAGAAAAGAGAAGUUGCCCCUCAUAAAAAUUCUUCCCAUUGGGCACAGAUGCUCCCCAGCAUGAAGAGGUUCUCGUGUCUCUAAUGGGAGCUCUUCACUAGCAUACUGAGGUGCUGCCUUUGUCGCAGCUGCCUUGAGUGAAGCAUUAUCCCAAUCAAAGCAUUACGUGGACAGUUCCUCUUGCAGCUAAGAGCCCUGCGGGGACAAUGAGGACCCUUUAAUUAAAGAUCGACAUAUGUUCCCGCUCUUUGCCUGUCUGCUCUUGCCUCUCAUUCCCCCAUUUCCACUGCACAGCACAGGGGUUAAAAUGCCUCUCUUUGGCUGAGCAUAGAGGUUGCAGAGGUCACUGGCUAAGGCUUUGUGUGGCAUCACAGCCCAAGCGCUUAAGAGCCAUUAACGCCCAAGAAAGAGCCCUGCAUGACUCAUUGGAGGGAUAAAGGCAUUAGGAAGAGGGCUCUGUUCUUGGAUCUUGAGAAAGAGGUAGGAGGAGUUGCCUCUAACCUAUCAAGGACUUGAAAGAAACCUAUGAGUCGGAUGUGUGUCUUAGGCGGAUAAAUGAAAUAAGGCUGUUUAGUCUGUGCACAAAUAAUGGACAAGAGUUUUGUCUUUCACCUUAUAAAUAUGUAAAUGGGGAUUAUAAACUAGGAAAGGAUCACAUGAAGGUGCCAGGAGUUAUAGCCAUCCCAGUUUGCUGGCCACUAAUAUAUGCUGAAACUGGUGGCAAUAUGAAAAGGUGUGUGGGGAAAAUUCUUAUCCAUAGAGCAAUGCAAGCAGAAAAGGUGGCUGUCUAGUGUAGUGCCAUAUUUUGCACCCCCAAUUUCAAUCUCACCUCAGCCAGGAAUUUUCUGUGUGACCAGCACCAGACCUACCAUUGGGCAGAGUGAAGGGGCCUCUUGUGUGGCUGAGGGGAGAGGAGCGUUCAGAGUUCCCCCAGCCACUCUUCCUGCCGGGUCCCCUGCUAAGCUAGCCUUCAGGUGCAGUGGAAGAUGCCUGGCCCAUCACCAGUCCCGGAAUAAGAUUCAGCUCCCAGCCUGGUCAACUUCUGUGGCCCUGCAUGGGCGAGUGAGGCAGCUGCUGUUAACCAGGAGGCUGGUGUUCUGAGCCCAGGCAGGGACAGGGUUCCUGCACUGCAGGGGGUUGGACUAGAUGACCCUACAAUUCUAUGGUUCUCUAAGUGAUUUACAGAAAUGUAAUCAGGAUGAUGCUGAUGAGUGCAAAAUGUAAAGCUGCACAUGCUCACAAGCCGUGCCACCUGGGCUGCCCUGGGUCCUCUAGGAGCAAAAUGGCUUGGGCUGACCCUUUGGCUCCCCUAAGAGACUCAACAUGCAGAAGAGCUCUGGAAACAACUUCUGAUGGGUUGCUUCAGUGUCCUUGCGAAGGGCGAGCCCUGCUAAAUCCACCCAAAACCACACAGUGGCUGUCAGUCACAAAGAUAUGCCACCUCACUCUCCCCGACCCUCACCCUGCACGGUGACAUUUUCCUUCCAUAGGGGGCUUGCAAGAGGUCCAUGACUGUAUAAGUUGGCCUGGCGGGGACAUAAAAAGAGCCACACAUCGUGUUCUGGAGCUUCAGAGGUAGCCUGAAGGGUCACGUCAGAUAAGGCUGCUUUCAUAGAAUCAUAGAAUCUUAGAGUUGGAAGGGAUCCUUGGGAUCAACUAGCCCAACCCCUGCAAUGCAGGAAUCUCAGCCAAAGCAUCCCUGACCAUCCAACCCCUGCUUAAAAGCCUCUAAGAAAGGAGGGUCCACAAGCUCCCACUGUCUGCUGUUGAACGGCUCUUACUGCGUUACUUUGAUGAAGGUCCAUACUUCCAAAGCAGCCUGCUUUGGGCUCGGAGGCUGGGCUUCUUCUGAAUGCCUCUAGCAUUUGUGUUCGUUCACACAUAGGAAAGCUGAGCAUAAGCAGAGGCAAGUGGAGGCGCUUGCUCAGCAGGCAGCAGGUCCCCAGGGAACUCCUUGGGCAGCCCAUCUCCCCACACUCUCCCUUCUGCACUUUCCAGCAGCUCCAUCAAGAAACUCAGCAAUCUUUCACUUUCUUUCUGUCUCUGCCCUUUCAAAGUCCCAGGCUGCUGUUUUUCACAUACACAACCUGCAGAGUCAUCUGCUCAGACCCCACUCCUGCAGAUGAAUUUCCCAGUCAGAGAUCUUCUAGGAUCGCUAAUAAACACUAAGAAGUUUUGCCAGCUCCCUGACUGCUCAUUCACAAGCCAGCCAAGUCUUGCAAAGAGCAAAAGGCUACGUUUAGGGCUGUGCACAUUAUGUGAAAAUGGGUGCUUGGCUACUGGAUUGUUUUUUUCUUUCAAAACAACAGCUUCAGGGAGAUGGGUUUGACACACACACCAUGGUCAUACCAAAAAUCACCAGUCUUGUAGCUACAAUUUAACCAAUGUCAUCUUCCUUGUCAAAGCUUAAGGGCAGGGGGUCAUUGGGACCAAGCUGCAGAGAACAGUAUUAAAUGCCUCCCUCCCAGCUGUUGUGUUAAAAAGAAAACACACAUACAAUCCUCCCCACCACAAACACACAAAUCCUACUGAGUUAAAAGCAAGCAGGCCAAAGUGUUGCUGCUGCUUUGGCGAUCCCUCACAGCCGAGUAAGAUUGUCUUCCAUGAACACGGUCUUAACAGUGAGUCCGUAAGUGACUGUGGAGGCCAAUUCUGGAUCCACAUGUCCUUCCACAAGGGGGACAUAGGUUUCCGUGCGGGAGUUGAUCACGGUGAGGGUUUGCCAAGUGUGCCUUCCUCUCUUCCAUCCUGAGUUUGAGCGUCUUCAAAGUCCAUGACUGUUUUCCAAUUGGAGCGCUCGCAGGCCAGUGUUUCCCAGUUUAAUUGUGUUUUAUGACCGCUAGGUGGAUACCCCGCUGGGUGUAGUAAUCCAGUCAUGGAAAAAGGGAGGCGGACUAUGUUUAGGGCACCUUUUCAGGGUGAGCAGAGUGGAUCCUAAAAAGGGCUGCUCAGUCAUGGAUACAGCUGCCGAGCUGCUCAACUGCCUUGUUCCUUGAGUCAGAGCGACUGAAUCUGUAUCCACCACCCAUGUGCUGGUUCAUGACUAGGGGCUUCCAGAUUUCACAGUCCUGCCCCCAUUACCAUUUGCCGAUUACCAUGGGACUUUGUUGGGUUUGAGAUGGGUUUUUAGAAGACGCCUGUGCGUUAAUUUGUUUUGUGUGUGUAGAUCAGUGCACACUGACCAACGCACAGUCUUCGCAGUAAGGCUCUAUUCUGAUGGCCUGAGUAAAUCACGACGACCAGUAGUUUCUUAUCUGCUGUAGCCUUCAUCCGCCUUCAUAGCCAUUGUAACAUACUGCUUGUUAUCAUCUGCCUGCUCUGCCAUUGAGGACUUCUUGCAUCAUUCUUUGUCUAGCUCCUCCCCUUUGACCUUACUGCCUUGGGUGACCCUGCUGGGAGUACAAGAUUCCCGAUGGCUUCACUCACAAGGGUUAUAGGAAUGUGCAAGCCCACUCACCACAGCAAGGUGAUGAUCCAGCGAGUGAGAGGCCAAAGUGCACCUGUUUGCUGGCCCAUAAGGUAUUGGAAACCAUGUACAGUCAUACCUUGGCUCCCGCACGCCACAAACCUGGAAGUGGGUGUUCCAGUUUGCGAACAUUUUUCAGAAUCUGAACAUUCAACAUGGCUUCUGAUCGAGUGCAGGAAACUCCUGCAGCCAAUUGGAAGCCAUGUCUUGGUUUUUGAACCAUUUUGGGAGUCAAAUGGACUCCUGAAACAGAUUAAAUUCGAGAACCAAGGUACGACUAUAUAUGAAACUAUCUUCCAUGGGAUCUUUGUGAGAAGCAGAAGCAAAGGAUCUUCAUGUCAUUAGCAGGGCUCACUGGUCAGGCACAGCUAAUCCAGGGCUUUGGUGGGUUGUGAAGUACACCUUUGACUGUGCCAUUCAUUCAUUUUUUAUUAUGAUCAAUAGACCAGAACCAGCAAUAAAUUUGAGCUGCAAGCAGUAAGGAUAUUGACUUGAAACUGAGGGGGAAAGAAAGAAAUACAACUUAAAUCUUAAGCAAUAAGUAGAUAGCAACAAAUAAAUCCCAUGGAAUAAAUAAAUAGAUAGAUAAAAAGCUAUAAGGACAUGUAAAUAGAAUAUUAUGGGGUGUAAUAAAAUACAGCAUUUAAAAUAGUUGGCAUGAAGGCACACACCCCCAGUCACACUGCCAUCUCGCUAAGAAGAAAACCUUCAAACCAUCCGCUGUUUUAUCACCCUCUCUGCCAAUGCUAAAAACUUUGCAGCUACCAAAAAGAGAGAAAACCUUAUAUAGUAAAUUGUUGGUCUGCCAGGUAAGGGACCCAUCAGGUAACUAAGCAGGUGUCUGAAAUGCCAGAGCAGAAGUUGCAAAGCAAACAGGGGCCGAUGUGGCACAGUUGCCACCUUCUGUGGCUGCCCGGGCACUGGCUGCCCCUCCGCUUGGAGGCUCAGUGUCAUCGCCAUGGCCCAGAGCCACUGAUAAACCUCCCUAUUAUUCAGUUCCCUUCUCCAGUUGUCUGAGCUAGUGACCGUGUCUUGUAACCAUGAAUUUCAUGGAUUAACACUGCCUUAUGUGAAAUGACUCUUUAUUUUGUCUCUCCGGAAUUUGCUCCUAAUCAAAUUAAUUAGACGAUCCUAAGUCAUGUCAAAGUGCAAGUAGAUAAAUAGGUAUCGCUCCGGCGAGAAGGUAGAUGGCGUUUCCGUGCGCUGCUCUGGUUCGCCAGAAGCGGCUUAGUCAUGCUGGCCACAUGACCCGGAAGCUGUACACCAGCUCCCUUGGCCAAUAAAGCGAGAUGAGCGCCACAACCCCAGAGUCGUUCGCGACUGGACUUGAUGGUCAGGGGUCCCUUUACCUUUACCUUUUUAAGUUCCAAUAUGAGAGGAAGAAAAUAAUUUGUCCGUCCACUUUUUCCACAUUCUGCCUACUUUGAAAAACCUCUAUCCUCUCCCUCCCCUAGUCAUCUUCUUUUUCUAACCCCAAAGCCCCGAAUUCUUAAGCCUUUUGUCACAAGGAAGAUACGUUGACCCCUUGAUCAUUUGGGCUUCACUGUUUCCAGCUCCGUUAUAGCCUUGCCUAGAUAGGGCUUAUGGGACUGUAGACAUUAGUCCAAAUGUGGGAGAUAAUAUUUUAAAAAUCUGUAUCUGGAAGGUGACCUAAUAUUGUUGGCUCCAGGUGUUUGUUUCUGCGGGGAAAGCAUCUGGGCUAGAGAAGAGGCCAAGAGACCGAGGCCAUGGUGCCUAUCACAGCACAACCACCGACUCGGAGCUCUCUGAACUUGAAGACAAAGUGGCCUUUGCAGUGGCGCAAGUGCAGCACACAGAGAGCGAGGUAAUCUUUGGUUUGGGGAAGUCAAAAACUUUCAAAAACAAAAGCAGAAAAUUAAUCAUUAUUAUUUGUAAAUAUAGAUCACCCUACCUCCUGAAGGAGCUCAGAGUUGCGUACAACAUAAAAAAACCUGAUAAAACAUCCGCAAUUCAGUGAGAAGUUACAAUAUAUGAAGCAAUAUACCCCAAAAUGUUGCCUACUUUUGUUGUAGUGGGUCUCCAAGCGGUCAUAUGUUCCUAGCUCAAAUCAGACUUAACUAGUCCCUUUGGCACUUGAAACCCCCUUACGGGAUGAUUCAUGAGGAUACAGGGGUGGUGGAAAAGUAAUAAUUGGUUCUAAUAAAAAUGUAGUCUCUUCCUGUCAUGUCUUACCACUGCCUGCACAUGACUUCCAUGUUACUGAUGUGAAAUCAGAGUGAAACCCAUAAAACGCAUUGAUUGAAGCAUACUUUUGAGAAUGUCUGGUGUUUUAUGUCCUGCUUACCUGGACCAGAACUACCUUCAUUGGGAAAUGACAUGGACUGUUUGCUCUCAAGGUAUCCGAUAUAGAAUCUCGAAUAGCUGCUCUCAGUGCUGCUGGCCUGACUGUUAAACCAGUGGAAAAGUCUAAGAAGAAAUCAAGCACCCAGGUGAGUAAACUAGAGUUUUGCAAAGAAUGGGAAUACUUAUUCAUGAACUCUGGAAGGAAACCUUUUGGUAAAUGUAGUUCAGUUUAAAACCGGUUGGAGGCCAUUAGUAUUGCAGUAAUAAAUAAAAUUCAGCUGCAAUAAUGGAAUGGUACACUAGCAUUUCCCCACAGCUAAAUGUGGAAGUGGUCAGGGACUGAGCUUAGAGUCAUGGAAGGCUUUCCAUAAUUGGGUUUCAGUGAAGAAGACACGUUGCCUGUGGACAACACUUUGUUGCUUUCUAGGGUUGUGAUUCUAAGCAUACUUCCUGGCAGUAGGUCCGAUUGCACUUGGUGGGGUUUCAGACCAGGCACGUUCAGUAUUAUGCUUCACACCUGAGUUCUUAAUCAUUUCAUUUAUAUGGCUCUUUAUAGGGCAACAUAAGCAAAAAAUGGGUCCCUGCCCUGAGAAGUUCACACUUCAGCUUUCGAGAGGUUUGGGAAGGAAGGCAAGAGCAGAGUAGGAGAAGCAUAUGCCAUUACGUGGACUUAGGCUUUGUUUCCCUUGGGGAUAAGGACCAAGGAGUUAAGUCAAGGAUAUCUUAGUUAAGAUGCAUUUUGCAUUUUGAAAGCAGAAAGGCAACGUCUGAGAGAUGUUCUGGGAGGAAGCUAUAGGCAUAAGAGGCAGCAAAAGAGAAUGGGUGGAGAAAGCAGGUUUGUGGACAAAAGUAAAAGCAAUUGCUAUGAAGUAAACUUUAACAAAUAUUCAUAAGAAUACUAAUAAUACUAAUACGUACUACUGUUUGGUGGUUACCGCUCUUAUCCACAGCACUGUGAAUAUUAUGUAGGAAUCAAGAUUUGCCUAAGUUUAAUCACCAAAGGACGUAAGCCAAAGGCCCAUGUAGUCCAGCCUCAUGUUCUUACAGUGACCAGCCAGAUACCCAUGGGAAGCCUGCAAGACGGACACCAGCACAACAGCCCCUCUCCCUGCUUGCAAGCCCUGAAUUCAAGGGCAGGCUGCCUCUGACGCUGGAGACAGAGCAGAGCCACCAUGGCGAGUAGCCCCUUCGCUACAAGAGUAGCCCCAGACUCUGCAUGCAAGCGCCAGGCACCAGGGCACACUCUUGGAACAGUCUCACUCCUUUUGCGACAUUAUAUAGAUACCUCAUUUUAGUUUGGCUUUGCACAUAGCAGGUGGAGGUGCACAAGCCAGAAGUCAGGUACUCUCUGAACAGGACACCAGCCCGGGGGGGGGGGGGCUGAGGGAGCUGAAAAGGGAGGGGUGAGCCAUCUUGACGUAACCUGCCAGUUUCUAGUUGAGGUGUGCUUGCUGGUCUGUUUUUUGCUCUACAGCAAAGCAGAGCAAUAUGUUUCAUUUCUUCCAUCCCCAAGGUGUUUAUCCUUCAGCCUCCCAGGAACUCUUAUAGUUCUCUAGAAGAUCAGAGUCCAGACACUCCUGUUGCAGCAUCAGCCGGUGACUUCAAAGUGAGUGCACGUGCCUUACGGAGAGGCAAGCAAGACCAGAAUCCGUUAGCAAUUUUCUGGCCAAGAGAUAAAUCUGUGUUAGGGGCCCCCACGGGGAUUAAACAAUGCAAACUGAAUAAAACGGAAAAAGUGACAAAACGGGAUUAUGCUCGGAACAGAACAUUGGCAUGCGGCUUUGAACCUCUCUCUGUUUGUGCUUUUGUAGGCUGGUUCAAGGGCUUCCCUGGCUUUCUUAAAAACAACAACAACAAUGUCUAGCUGCUUGCUGUUGGUCACUGAAGUCCUUUGAUUAUAUAGUCCUGGAACCAGCCAUGCCUUUCAGCAUGCCACCCAUUCUUGGGAUUGUGUGUGGCGAAAAAGAUGGCUGCCCCCAGGAGACUGUCCCUUACAAUGGCCUUGUAAGGAGGGAAAGGUGGCUGUGACCCAAGCAGCCAGAUUUUUUAAAAAAGUAAAAAGGAGCCAGGACAGCCUCAGAUCAUAAGCGCUUUCAAAUUUUUGAAUUUUUUUAAAAAGGGUAUAGAUUUAAUUUUUAAAAUAUUUUUUAGAAUUUUUUUUUUUUAAAAAACCAUUUUGCCUAAAAUAUCACAAUGGAUGUUUGCUGGAACUGAUAUGCAAGGGGCCAUAUUAGGAGCAUCCCAUCCAUCCCUAUCAACCUUGACAUAAAUAUUAAACAGGAUAAAAAUACGGAACCAAGAUAAAAGUAUAACUACACAAUAUAUAGGACUGCCAAAAGCCUUAAAAAGGUGCAGGACUGGACCCUUCCUCCUUGGAGUGCCUUCUAUAUAAGGGUGGGUGUGCUUAUGCAUGGGGUGGGGGUGUUUGUGUAUACCCCCCCCCCAUGAAAGAAUAGCUGGACAUUCCUACCACUCAAACUGCACCCCAGGAACCUCAAAGCAGAAACCUUCCCUUUCCUUAACUAUGGAAUUGAGUCCCAAGGUCUUAGCAGUACUUCUGUUGGUCUCUUGACACCCAACAUUAUAAAACUGCAAACAGGACUAGGCUGAACGUAGUUGGGACCCACCAUCCCAUAGAGGUGAGGGGGUGGGGAGGGGAGAAGAAUAGGUUGCUUAACAUUCCUAACAUCUCUAACUGUGCUCACAUGCCAUAAUAUAAAUGUUAGGGUGGGAUGGGCAAGACACUCCAUCAGGUGUGAAUGAAGUUUCAGAAAAGCUGUGCUUAAGCUGAGGUAGAAGAGCCGCGAUGAAUGCUGAUCCACACAUUGGCUUGUUUGCACUCUAAUUAAGUUUGUACUCCUUUUAGGUAAUGUCUAUGCCACAUGUGUUGAGGAGAAAAUUCAACACUUCACUUGAAACUGCAAGUAAGACUUGUGCUUAUUUACGUAUGAAGUAGAGGGAAAUGCUUAGUGUUUUGGAGAGGGGGAGUUUUUUGCAGUAAGCCUGGGAAUCCCCCGCUUAGGAACGGCUGUCCAAAGUAUAGCUAGAGUUCAGUUAUUGUCUGUUGGGGGUCUCUGAAGUUGUGGACUCUGAUCUGUCCACAUACAAAGAAAUGUUCUGAGCAACUAAGAAAACCACAAAAUCUCUCUCUGAAAGUUAGUCUUUUUACAGGAUUGUCUGAUAAUAUAAAACACAAGACAGCUUUAAAAGUAUAACUUUCAAAAAUUAAUCAAUUUCCUUGAGAAAUUUUGAAUUGCUCACAAUGAACUAAGAAAAAAAGGAAAACAUAAAAUCGACAGAUUUACAAAUUCUUGGCCUGACUUCAAAAAUUCUACCUUUCAGAUUUCAUUCUAAAAUGGGCUUAUACUGACUUGUAGCCAAGUAAAAUUUAAAGUCUUGAGUGGGCUAGGAAUGAAAUGUUGAUACGUCUAUCCCUGCCAUGAGCCAUCUCUUCUCCAGGUUUUCUGUGACUCCCCCCCCCCCAAAUUUUUUGGCAACAGUGACUCUUCUUAAAAAUUCUAACAAAGUUCAAACCACUGUGUUCAGCUGCCCACCUGCACCUCUGGGUGCCCCAUGUUUUUCCCACAUUGGUAAAAUGCUGCAAAUUUUCCAAAAGUAAUUUCCUGUGGCAGCUGCACUGCUUCUGAGUUAAUUGCCUCUUGCUUCCUUAUUCACAGCUCAUCUCAGUCACAGCACUGAAGUGGCCAGAGAUGUUUUGUCUGUGGUUUUCAUAGAUCUAUAGGCCAGUGUGUUGAACACUUGAAGCACACUGUACACGUGUUUGGUAUUAUUAAAUGCUAAUGAUAAACCCCUUUUGUAGAAGGGCUGGUGGGGAAUGGGAAAAAGCAGUCAUUCUCCCACAGAGCCCUAGAUCCUUACCAUUAAACUUGAAUGGUGAAGGAGUGUAUUUCAUGAUCUGGGCUGUGCAAUGUCGUUUGUAUUGUUCCGGAAGAAGUCACCCAGUCUCGCCCUUAAAGGGCAGAAAGAUAAACUGGCUGACUUUUCACUUUGCUUAUGCAGAUAGAGUGAAAAUAUAGUCAAAGGAGAGUAGCCUAAUCACUCACAGUUUUCAGACUGGAAGGGGAGAGGAGCCACAUCUUCCUGCCACUCUCUCCUGGGGGUCGAUGAUGUACCAAGUAGCUGAGGGAAAUAUGCAGAUAGGAGAAAUUGGAAACAGACAGUAGUAAAUUGGAAGAUUAUUUUGGAAGAGAUUCAAAUGUCUGACUUCAUGCAUUUGUCUUUAAUGGUGCUACAGUCCCAUCCCAGAGGGAGUCCUGAUGGGAUUUUAAAAGCAACAGAACACCCCAGUGUGAACACUAUUUAUUACCUUUGCAUGACAUGAAUCUGCAAACACAAUAUUAUGGUGUUGCUGCUUUACCCCUUAUUUCAGGGAGGCCUAUUGGAAAAAAUGCGUAAGCUUCUAAGGAACCACACUGAAUCGCAGAAGUGUGUGUGUGUGUGUGUGUGUGUGUGUGUGUGUGUAUUGCAGGACUCUGCUUUCCCCUUUGGCCCAUCCCACCCCCCUGAUUUUGUCUUGCUGGCAAUACUUUUCUGAUUAGAAAUCAGACUUCAUGACUUUGUGCAAAGGUUUCUGGCAAAAUAGUUCCAUCCAAAGGCUGAUCUCCAACAUAGUUCAAAUUGACUCCUCCUCCAGCAAUAGGACCUCCUCUUUCUUCUCCUCUUUCAACCUUCCAGGUUGUGCAAAUCUGCUCCAGAGGAAGGGGAAAUCCCACAGCAUGAGGGGAAGUUUGUUCCACUCCUAGACAGAUCCAGUUAAGUGUCACCCAAAGCAUUUAUUUGCUGCCACAGCAAGAAUAAAUGUAGAAAUCCAAGUAGCUAAAUAAUGAACACUUGUACCAGCCCUCUGGUACCAUGUUUCAAGUUGCUGAUUUAAACAGCUGCAGCAAAAUCUUUCCCCCUCCAUUUGCAGAAUAGUUCAACUGUUUCAUACUUCAGACCCAAAGACUUCAAACUACUUCAUGUUCAGGUGUUUACUUCUUAAAAUAUACAUGCAGAAUCCAUGGAAACGAGGUCCCAAUUAUUGUCCGUGCAAAUAUGCUGGCACAAGUUCUAUAUCUGGGCACCAUUGAUGCCCAAGGUGAGGCAUAUGUGCCCAAGGUCAAGAAGUGUUGUCAGAAUAUGUCCCCAGACCACUUGAGUUCUUCUAUGGCAGAGUUGCUUUUGUUCAUGACUGCAUGGUAGAUCCGUGUGGACGUGUGCCACCAGAAGGGGUGACCUCACAGCUAGUUUUUGGCCAGCUAGGCUUUUGCAACUUGCUAAAAACCAAGUACAGUGGUACCUCGGGGUAAGAACUUAAUUCGUUCUGGAGGCCUGCUCUGUACUUGAAACUGUUCUUAAUCUGAGGUAACACUUCAGCUAAUGGGGCCUCCUGCUGCCGCCGCUCCCGCUGCCCCUGAAGUGUCUGUAACCUGAAGCGUCUGUAACCUGUGGUACCACUGUAUAACUCUUUCAGAACAAGGGGAAACUUUUUUGUGUGUCAAAGCUCAUUUUAAAAUGACUGGGUGUUUCUUGUUUUGGUCAUCGUUACAGUACUCUUUUAUGCUAUGAAUUGUAUGUGAUUUUUUUUUUUAGUGGUGGAUAAUAAUAAUAAUAAUAAUAAUAAUAAUAAUUUAUUAUUUGUACCCCGCCCAUCUGGCUGGGUUUCCCCAGCUGCUCUGGGCGGCUUCCAUAGAAACAAAAAAACACUGAAAUAUCAUACAUUAAAAACUUCCCUGAACAGGGCUGCCUUAAGAUGUCUUCUGAAUGUCAGGUAGUUGUUUAUCGUUUUGACAUCUGAUGGGAGGGCGUUCCACAGGGCGGGUGCCACUACCGAAAAGGCCCUCUGCCUGGUUCCCUGUAGCUUUGCUUCUCGCAAUGAGGGAACAGCCAGAAGGCCCUCGGCGCUGGACCUCAGCGUCCAGGUAGAACAAUGGGGGUGGAGACGCUCCUUCAGGUAUACUGGGCCGAGGCCGUUUAGGGCUUUAAAGGUCAACACCAGCACUUUGAAUUGUGCUCAGAAACGUACUGGGAGCCAAUGUAGGUCUUUCAAGACCGGUGUUAUGUGGUCUCGGCGGCCGCCCCCCAGUCACCAGUCUAGCUGCCGCAUUCUGGAUUAGCUGUAGUUUCCGAGUCACCUUCAAAGGUAGCCCCACAUAGAGCGCAUUGCAGUAGUCCAAGCGGGAGAUAACUAGAGCAUGCACCACUCUGGCGAGACAGUCCGCGGGCAGGUAGGGUCUCAGCCUGCGUACCAGGUGGAGUUGGUAGACAGCUGCCCUGGAUACAGAAUUGACCUGUGCCUCCAUGGACAGCUGUGAGUCCAAAAUGACUCCCAGGCUGCGCACCUGGUCCUUCAGGGGCACAGUUACCCCAUUCAGGACCAGGGGUCCUCCACACCAGCCCGCCCCCUGUCCCCCAAAAACAGUACUUCUGUCUUGUCAGGAUUCAACUUCAAUCCAUUAGCCGCCAUCCAUCCUCCAACCGCCUCCAGGCACUCACACAGGACCUUCACCGCCUUCACUGGUUCUGAUUUGAAAGAGAGGUAGAGCUGGGUAUCAUCUGCAUGUUGAUGGACACCCAGUCCAAACCCCCUGGUGGUCUCUCCCAGCGGCUUCAUAUAGAUGUUAAAAAGCAUGGGGGAGAAGACGGAACCCUGAGGCACCCCACAAUAAUUGGCUGUAUUAAGGAGUUUCAUGGUUUAACAUGUUGGUGUGGGUUUUAAUUGUACUUUUGUGGUUUUAUGUUGUAAGUCACUUGGAAUACUUCUGCAGAUAGACAGACGAGCAGGUAGAGUCCCCCAACAUCUGCAACAAGAGUGCAGUUUGUCAGUUCUUGUACUGGUCUACCAGCAUAGUCCCAUUUUCCCUUUGGAGUGUUCUCCUCAAGGAAUGCCUGGACUUGGCUGCAGGUGGUUCCAUUUCACCAGAAAACGGCCUGAUCAUCACACAACAUAUGUUCUCUCACCUUUGUAGUUCCAUGAAGGUUCAGGAGUUUGCAACUAGAGCUCAGAAGUGGGGUUGUGUUCUUGCAAGCAUAGUCUUUGCCUGAAUGAUUCUUAUGGUAAUAGCAUAAUGUCAUAGGCCCAGUCUGGGCUAGCAAGCAAAAAUGUUAUGCCACUCACUCUGAGUCAUCCAUAGUACACUGAAAUCUUGUCCUGCUGUUUUAUUUACAUGUGCCAGAUUCACCCUACAGCAGAAAUAGGCAUGCUUUUUUAAAAAAAGAUGGGACUUUGCAAAUUUGGCCAGUGCAGUUUUUGAAGUCCUAUCUUUGCCCAUGUGUAGCACAGACUAGUGGAUUGAUUACUGGACAGUGUCAUGAAAAGUGUGGGUUCAGUGUAGUUAACUAGAGUGUUGGGCUUAAAACAAGUAGAUCUGGGAUUAAAUCCCCACUUAGCCAUGAAGGGACGUGGGUGGUGCUGUGGGUAAACCACAGAGCCUAGGACUUGCCGAUCAGAAGGUUGGCGGUUCGAAUCCUCGUGACGGGGUGAGCUCCCGUUGCUCGGUCUCUGCUCCUGCCAACCUAGCAGUUUGAAAGCACAAAAGUGCGAGUAGAUAAAUAGGUACCGCUCCUGCAGGAAGGUAAAUGGCGUUUCCAUGCGCUGCUCUGGUUCUCCAGAAGCGGCUUAGUCAUGCUGGCCACAUGACCCGAAAGCUGUACGCCAGCUCCCUCGGCUAAUAAAGUGAGAUGAGCGCUGCAACCCCAGAGUCGGCCACGACUGGACUUAAUGGUCAGGGGUCCCUUUACCUUUACCUUUAGCCAUGAAGCCACCAAGAGAUGACAGACCUUCUCUCAGCCAGACCUCCCUCAAAGUGGGGGAUGGGUAAGUCUCAGCAUCAUUGUUCAUGAAAGGGGAAUGAAGUCUUCUGUCACUGGACUAGUCUGAGGUUUGAAGUGUUGCUAUGUCCUCUGAAUCUUAGAAACAGCCACUUAUAAACGGGUUCAGCUGUUUCCUUCAUUAGGUUUCACAGACAAUUAGAUUUGAUCCAUAGUCAUUUACACCCGGUCAUAAGAGAAUGUAAAAUGUUAACCACAUUGAGUGGUACUUUGGCCUGGUAUAAAUAACUUCAUGCGGUAUAAAUUGCUAUAUAAAUGUGUCCUGAAAUGCUGCCAGCAAGAUACAUUUUGUGCCCAUGUUGUGUCAUUCUCCACACCCUGAAAUGCCAGCCAGCUCCAAGCUACAGAAACCAAGUCAUCUGUGUCCCUCUUUAGCUUGUGCCUGAACUCACUGUGCUCAAAAAAAUAUUAAGAGCUGAUGCACUGAGCUACGAAUUGGGGAGUCCUUGCUUCACAUCUUACCUCUGCCAUGAACCGAGGUGGCCUCAGGAAAGAGACCUUCCUCUCACUCAGCCCCCCCCCCCCAAUAUGGCAGGAGUCAUUCUCACAUCACAGAACUGUUCCAAAGAUGACAGCAAGAUAAUGCUUAUGAAGCACUUGGCAGCACUGUGCACAGGCUACAUGUUAAAAUAUUUGUAUGUAUCAGUAAUGGAGGGCCACAAAAAGAAUUCCAGUGUUGAUAAGAGCGAGCGUCUGAAAAUGAAUAGGAAGUCACAGACUAGUUCAGCUUAGUGUCCUGUGACUAGGGAUGGGGAAAUCUACCCAUCUCGCUUUCCUCCUGUUUCUCAUUUUUCCAGGCUUAAGUUCAGUUCUCCUUAUUUCCACACCAGUUUGCAGUUUACCGUAUUUAUUUUUAAGUCCUCGUGAAAAUUCAUCAGUAUUUUAAUUUUCAGAUUUCUCCUUCCAUUACAUAUUUUUUUGUGCCACCUUACCUAGCAUACACACUUUUUGCAGAACAAUUUCCCUAAUAUUUUGCAUGUUAUUUUCUAAAAUAUUCAUGAUUACGCACACCAUGUCCCAGUAGGUGCAUUUUUUUCACAUUACUUGGCUGGAGAACUGCAAGAUUCAGAGAAGGGCAAACUUCAAAAGAUGGCUGUUCCAAUCCAUUCCAUUCACUUGCUUUUGGGGAAAAUGCAAAUUUGGUACUUUCCCUUUUAAAUGUGGACUGAAUCGGACUUCUCCCUCCCCUCCCCCAACUCCCUGUGACUGAAUAGACUAUGAAUCACUCAGUCAGCAAAUCUUCUGAAUGAUGGAGAUGUGGAGAAAGCCAUCUGACCUGUAUGGAUAAAUGGGCUCCCAGAUAGGCCUCCUGUUUUCACACACCUCAAAGGCUUCCUCUAGAAAAGCUCUCUAAAGCAAAACAGUCAGUCACAAUGUCCUAACAAACGCCUCUGCCUUCCAUUUUUCAAGACAAUGCUGAAUCAUUUGCUCGGAACUCCAAUUACAGAGGAUCUUUGACACAGCGAAAUCCAAAUGGAAGAAGCAGGAAAGCAGAUCACAUCUUUGCGGCAAGUAUUUAGAAUCCAGCUCAUUGCCCUUCUGUAAGCUGAAAGGUAGUAGACUAGCCAGGGACAGCAGAGAGGAGUUAGUGCAGGCCACCCCAAAUCGAGAUGCAGAAGGAAAACGGAGUUUUGUCUCUUGAUCAGAGAUUAUAAGUAUGUAGGCAAUUCAAAAUGGGAGAGGUACAAUCUUUCAUGAGUCCAACUCCUGUUAAUACGAGAACAUGCAUAUCCUUGAAUUAUGCAAAACUCCUUAUCAGACAUAAAACCUCAGCGCCUAGGACUUGGUUCGAAUCCCUGCGGCGGGGUGAGCUCCCGUCUUUCGGUCCCAGCUCCUGCCCACCUAGCAGUUCGAAAGCACCCCUAAGUGCAAGUAGAUAAAUAGGUACCGCUUUAUAGCGGGAAGGUAAACAGCGUUUCCGUGUGCUGCGCUGGUGCUGGCUCGCCAGAGCAGCUUCAUCACGCUGGCCACGUGACCUGGAAGUGUCUCUGGACAGCGCUGGCCCCCGGCCUCUUAAGUGAGAUGGGCGCACAACCCUAGAGUCGGACACGACUGGCCCGUACGGGCAGGGGUACCUUUACCUUUUACCUCAUCAGACAUUAGACAGAAUGAAAAGCAGCUGAUUAGAAAUUUCACAAAAUGAAAGUACCAUGACUUUUGGUGACAGCCAUAUUGCCCAAACGUUUUGUCCUCGACAUCUGUGCAUUGUUGGGUUCUGCUUUAACCCUUUAACUGUCUUAGUAUGGUUCCUUACAUUGCCCUGGGGUGCUUCCAACACAAGAAAGAUAGCAUUGUGGAUAUCUUUUUUGCUAUAACUUUAUUAGUGGUAGAACCCUGUUCUGUGAAAAGAGUACACUACAGGCGACUCUCCAUUUAGGUGGGGUUACAUUCAAACCCCUGUGCACAUCAGUGAAAUUGCAUAAAAUGGGGAAUCGCCUGUAUCAGCUCAGCAGUUGCAUGGGGAAGAAGUUCCCCUCAUGUCAGCUGUGUAAGCCCCACUGUCCCUCUGGACUCACGUGAGCCAAAGGGACAGCAGGGCCUGCACAGCUAACCAGAACAGCUUACCACCCUGUUUCGUCCCUGCUCACUGAGUAUCUCUGAAACGACCACCUUCACACCCUGCAAACAGUGAAAUGGGGAAUGUGGGUGAACAAUUUUGGCCCAUCCUCAUUGAUACCAGAAGGGUUCUCAUCAAUGUUUUGAUACUUUACAGAAGCCUGUGAUGACCCAUCGCUCUUGAACAGAAUGAAGUCUUCUAAGACCUCAACUCAAGAUUUCAUCCCUUCAUUCUAUUUUCUUUCUUUUCUUCUUUCCAUCUGUUCACCUGCAGUGCUAGAUCUACACAUUUUCCUUCAGGGGUCAAAAGCCUGCACUGCUCCCUCCCUUUGCCUGAGUCAGGAAACAGGAAAGAAGCAGGUUGGAAAAGAAUUCUCUGGGCAACAUCCCUUUGAAAUUUGGUUCCUACAUUCAUACUAAGAGCCCAACUUAGUAAAAGGAAUUUCUGUUCUAGGAUUGACUUAAUUACCUGCCCACAUCUAUUGAACAGGACUCAUAGCUAAAAUGUUUUUUCUUCAUGCACUGCUAAAGUAUGCGUCCAUAUUCUGAUCAUUUGGGCUGGUGAAUGUCAUGUCAUGUAGGUUUCAGUGGUCAGCACUUCACAGUGCCCUGCAGUAAUCAGGAGGGUUUUUUCAAAGGUCUGGAAUAUGGAACCAGAAGGCAGAAUGCUGGGCUUUCACCCUUAGCUGCCUUUCAGUAUCAGAUGAUACAGAACCCCCAGAACAGCACGCAGAGGAGGAGAGGGGGAACAUUCUGUCUGGCAAGCCAAAGUGCUUGCUCUGAUGGAACAUUUGAUCGCCUUAGUGCAACGUGGGAUUCUUCCCCAAGUGUCCUGUGGUUCCUUGAAGACUAACAAAUUUACUAUGGCAUCAUAAAUGAACUAGAGCCCAUUUUGGAGCCCCAUGGCAACGCAGGGCACAAGGAGAGCCUUGCUAGACCAGACCAUUUCCCACAGUGGCCAACCAGAUGCUCAUGGGAAGUCCACCAAAGAGAGCAGGAGCAGCACAGUCCUCUGACCCUCUUCCUCCCCAGUGACUUACACCACAAAUACAUAGGUUUUUGCCAGCCUUCAAGGUUCACAGAACUCUUUGUUGGUUUUGGCAUGCCAACGUCUUGCAGCUCUGCCUCGUUCUGGAAUAUAUUAGGGCUCUGGUGCUUAGCCAGGAGUGCAGGCCGUGGUUGCACAGGCAUUAAUCAGAGAGGCUUUCUGCUCAAAUUUCUCCAUGCAAGGCAUCUGCCUCUUCAGAGUUGCAGAAAUGGUCUGUGCAUUUUAAAAAAGUUAUGGGGUGGGGGAGAGAGAGAUGAGAAACUAAAAUGGCAGGAAGUAAAAUGGCAGAAACAGUGGAGCAACCAUGGCAGAGUGGAAGGUCAGGACUUUUCAAGGUCUGGUCCCUGGUACCUCGUAGACAAUACUGGGCAGAGCAGAGGCAAAGAUGCUUGUAUGAUCAUGCCAUUCCUUCCAUGUUAUAGUAGCAUGUGUCUUUGCAGAGCUUUAGGUGGAUAAAGAGCAGGCUUAUGAGUAACAGAGCUUAAAUGAGAUGUGAAAAGAAUCCCCUAUUCCAUAUGCUCUAGCAGAGGAAUGCAAAAUUCUUUCUCCUAUUUCUGAUAAGCACAUUAAGUAGAGGCUCAAGGAAGCACAUCUGAAUUGCUUCUGAAGGCCAAACAUUACAAUAGGCAGAUACGCUCACAGUUGCAGACCUGACUUCUUCCCUCUGCAAGUUGUCAUGAUAAAUAAGUGAUAGGAUAGUUAGCUUUCAAGCCUGAUUUCAGCUUACUUCUGAGUUGUAUAGAAUUGUACUGUCUUCUUCAGGUAUCCUUUGAAUCCUCCUCAGGAUAAAUCAAAUGUUAUGACAAACUUGCAAAUUUAUCCCCAAAGAAAUUGGUACCGUGAGCCAAAUGACACAAUUACAUUUCACCCUCACGUAGUCCAUCUGGAGUUUCUGUUAAAGUGCAUCAAAUUCCACAUUCGAUUCAUUUCCAUUUUUAUUUCUUUUCUUUUACUAAAAUCCAAACCUUUUUUUUUUUUACACAACCAUACAGUGUCAUCCUGAAUGUCCAGGAUUUAUAUGGCACCACUCCUAUAUGACUGGCACUCAGACACAUGGAGAUACAGGAAUGCAAUUUUUACCACACUGAGGGGUAUACAAAGGACCCUUAAAAUGUGUGCACCUGCCUCCUUUGCUUGUAAAGCUUUGCCCUAUGAACAAAGCACAGAAAGCGCCAAAGGCUCCUGCUAAGACAGCUCACUGCAUCGCUGGCAGGAAUCCUCUUAUGCUAGGAAGCAUUUCCCCCUUGCAGCAGCACCCAGAAAUGUGUCUCAUUUGCCAUCAGCCUUCUAAGUGUCCCACAUCCCCUCCAGUGAUGUCCAUUAGUUUCAUGAUGCAAUCAAAGGCAGAAGUGCGUGCUGCCUUUAGUUCCACGGUUCUUUACCCCAGGGCUAUUUUUAUCAGAUAACGUAGCUGUUGCGCAAAGGACCAGUGGAAGGCGGGGGCAGCAAUGACCACCCCCAACCAAAGGCUCCUCACAACUGCUUUACCCAUUUAAAGAGAAGCCCUCGGGACAAAAGAUGUAAAGAGCAUCGCCUCAUGUCUCCUUUUGGCCUAAGAUAAAACAUAGUCAUUCUGCUCAUCUAAGCCAUUGGCCUCUAUCCAUGUAUCUAUCAUAUGUAUAUGCUAAAUCAUACAAUAAACACUGGCAUUGUGUUCCUAUUAAGAAAUGUUUCCUGCAGUAUCUUUUUUUCCUUCCUGAUUUCUGGAGGGAGAUGGGGAGGGAAGGGC
Messenger RNA from Podarcis lilfordi (Lilford's wall lizard), 80338 nucleotides. The record is from the annotation of a GenBank genome assembly. NCBI's taxonomy places the organism in Eukaryota, Metazoa, Chordata, Lepidosauria, Squamata, Lacertidae.